Molecule: messenger RNA, 57197 nt
Organism: Podarcis lilfordi (Lilford's wall lizard)
Lineage: Eukaryota; Metazoa; Chordata; Lepidosauria; Squamata; Lacertidae
Source: the annotation of a GenBank genome assembly
GUACACUGCCCCUGGCUAGGGAGGUUCUGAACAAGGAUUCAGCCAUUUUACACAAAGGGGGCAGCGGCGCCUUCUUCUCCCUUCCUGGUGGGGAACCGGGAAUAAUGAGGCGGAGGGGGAGGAAAUGAACGAGAGACUCCGAGGAGCGCUCCGGGGCCGCAGCCUGAGCGCUUCCCCAUGUCUGCGGGCCGCUCCUCCAAAGCGAAUCGGGGACCCCCCCAGUCCCUCCGACGAGAGAGGGGGGCUGUUUCGGAAGAAGGCUUCCUGGGCCGCCCGGACGAGCCGCCAACUCCCCGCCCCGCCACCCAAGCGGCGGGCGGAGGCGGAACCUUCUCGCGCGGUCCGGGCGGGCGAGGGGACGCCUUUCGGCGCCGGGCCGCCUUCCGCCUCCUCGCCGCCCGCCAUGGCGGUGGACAUCACGCUGCUGUUCAAGGCGAGCGUGAAGACGGUGAAGACCCGCAACAAGGCCCUGGGGGUCCCGCUGGGCGGCGGCAGCGACGGGCCCCGCGACGACGCCCAGGCCCUGCUCAAGCGCGGCGGGCAGCGCGCCAAAGGCGACUUCUCCAGCCGCGCCCGCGAAGUGGUGAGUGGGGCUGGCGGGGGCUGCUUCUUAUCUUGAGGCUGCGUUUGGCUAUUCGGAAGCGAAGCAGCGGCACUCUGCACAUGCUCGAAGGGCUCCUUCCUUCGCCGGUCGCCAGAGAGAGGGGUUGGAGUUCUGCUUGGGUAGGAGCUGGUGUGUUAAAAGAAAAGAAAGAGGGGUGGGAAGUACUGUAUGUUGGAGCAUAUUCUUUGCGGGUCUGAUCCUCUUGCAUUCCCCACCCAGCCAGUGGUGACAGUGUAAAGGAGGAUGGGGUGUUAAUUGUUUAUUUUUAUACCGCCUUUUUAGCCCAAUGGCCCCCAGAGUGGUGAACAACAUUAACAUAUUAUUACAAAAAAGUACAAUACUGUACAUAAAAACACAUCUAUCAAGACAAUAUAAAAUAGCGGCAAGGUUUUCAAUGGCCAACGUCGGGGUGUGUGGGGGGAGAAUAGAGCAGCUUCAAUAAGGUGCUAUAUAUCAGAAGCAGUCUGUAAAACACUCCCGACACUAGCUGUGCAACCCAAUACAUACAUGUCUGCCCAGAAGUAAACCCCACUAAAAUCAAAGGGAUUUAAGUUCAGGUAUGUGUUUAUUAUGGGAUUGCAACCUAAAGCACCUUGCAGAAUAGGAGUGGGCUUUUGGAGAGUGAAAAACUCAUACCCUUUGUGGCAAUUGUUUUUCUUCAUUGCUGAAGAAAAAGGAAACUUUUCACCUGCAACAGACUAAUGUGUUCACAAAAUAUGUAAACGUUGUACUGCAACAUUAUGAUAAUGGGCAUCUUGUUCAGUGGUUGAAUUUAAUAUCAGUGAUUUACAUCACAGUCUUAUUCAUUUCUACUUGGAAGUCCCUCAGAGUCUAUUGUGACCAACUGUAGAAUAACUGUAGAGCAGGAGUGGCCAACUCCCAAGAGAUUGCGAUCUACUCACAGAGUUAAAAACUGGCAGUGAUUACCCCAUUUUUUGUGGUGCAGGACAAAAAAAUUGAGCUUUUUUUAGGGGAGCCAAAGUUGUUGAGCUUCUUUGCAGGGAGCCAGUGAUCUACCAGUGAUCUACCACAGACGUCCAGUGAUCUACCAGUAGAUCACAAUCUACCUGUUGGACAUGCCUGCUGUAGAGUACAGUGGUACCUCGCAAGAUGAAUGCCUUGCAAGACAAAAAACUCGCUAGACGAAAGGGUUUUUUGUUUUUUGAGCUGCUUUGCAAGACGAUUUUCGCUAUGGGCUUGCUUUGCAAGACGGAAACGUCUUGCAAGUUUGUUUCCUUUUUCUUAAAACCGUUAAUACAGUUGCGACUUGACUUCGAGGAGCAACUCAUAGAACUCGGUGUGGUAGCCUUUUUUGAGGUUUUUAAAGACUUUGGUGCUUUUUGAAGCUUUUCCAAAACUUUUCCGACACCGUGCUUCGCAAGACGAAAAAAAUCGCAAGACGACAAAACUCACGGAACGAAUUAAUUUCGUCUUGCGAGGCACCACUGUAACUGGAUUACAGCAGAGCUUUCCAAACUGUGUGUCGCAACACAUUAGUGUGUUGGCUGUUGUAGGUGUGUCGUGCGAAUGCUCCCUGUGUUCCUCCCACGGCUAGAAAGGGGUUACUUUAACCUCCAGUUUGCUAGUAAAACUGAAUUACUGUGUCAUGAAAUGAUGCUUGUCUAAAAAGUGUGUCACCAACAUGAAAAGUUUAGAAAGCUCUGAUGUAGACUAUGUUCUGCGUUCUGUUGGAGGCAGCAGUGCUUCCGAAUGCCAGUUGCUGGAAACCACAGGAGGGGAGAGUUGCUCUUGGGCUCAUGUUCUUUUUGCAGAUUCUCCACAGGGAUAUGGUGGGCCACUGUGAGAACAGGACGCUGGACUGGAUGGGCCAUGGGCCUGAUCCAGAAGGUUCCUAUCUUCUAAUGCAGAGCUUUCCAAACUGUGGGUCAUGGCACAUUAGUGUGCUGGCUGCAGUGUGUAGGUGUGUAGCAUGAAUGCUCCCCACACUCUUUCUGGGGAUGGAAAGGGUUAGUUUAACCUCUGGCUUGCUUGUUUAGUCGUUUAGUCGUGUCCGACUCUUCGUGACCCCCUGGACCAGAGCACGCCAGGCACUUCUGUCUUCCACUGCCUCCCGCAGUUUGGUCAAACUCAUGCUGGUAGCUUUGAGAACCCUGUCCAACCAUCUUGUCCUCUGUCAUCUCCUUCUCCUUGUGCCCUCCAUCUUUCCCAACAUCAGGGUUUUUUCCAGGGAGUCUUCUCUUCUCAUGAGGUGGCCGAAGUAUUGUGUCACAAAAUGAUGCAUGUCCAAAAAGUGUGUCACCAACUUGAAAAGCCUGGUAAGCUCUGGAUUGCAGUCUUAAACUGCUCUAAAUGUAUCUGAACCAACAUGCCAAAAUGCAGGUGUCUUGGAUAAGAUCAGGCUCCAUUCUUGGAGCAUGUGCAUUUGCCUCCUUUUAUCAUGGAUAUCCCUGAUUCAGUGGCAGGUGUAAAUUGUGUGGAACAGAGCUUGCUGUCCUUGAAUACAUAUGUAUUUCUUUCAGUCUUGCCAGUGACAAGCUUAUUGGCUCCUUGCUGUCUUACUAGAGACUGUUUCCACUCCCUCUAUCCAUGGGUAGGCAAACUAAGGCCCGGGGGCCAGAUGCGGCCCAAUCGCCUUCUAAAUCCGGCCCGCGGAUGGUCCGGGAAUCAGCGUGUUUUUACAUGAGUAGAAUGUCCAUUUUAAUUUAAAAUACAUCUCUGGGUUAUUUGUGGGGCAUAGGAAUUUUUCAUUAUUAUUUUUUCAAAAUAUAGUCCGGCCCCCCCACAAGGUCAGAGGGACAGUGCAGCGGCCCCCUACUGAAAAAGUUUGCUGAUCCCUGAUACACUCCCAUAGCCUGUUUCUACUUAUGCAGUAGUAAUAGCAGCUUCUGCCCCAAUGAUAUGUGGACAUUAUCCACAUAUCAUGCACUAGAGCAAAAGGGUCAGUACAAAUGCAUUAGAAUAUACAACUAAACUGUAAUGAUUAUUUUACUACUAAUACUGUAUAUGAAUUUCUAAUGACAUCUUGUUUUAUUUUGCCUGUAGCUGUGAACCAUUAGAGCUGGGGGGGUUUCAUAGUAGCAACAGUGGGCAGCUAUUAACAUUGACUAAUGGGAAAGUGAAGUCCUAAUUAGUUCAGUUCAUAAAAACCUUUUCUUCCACAGUCCUCACCAGCACUCCAGUUUUGCUUAACUGUUAAGUGAUGCAUUUUAGUGUUCUAAUAGUUAAUGCUAACCACCAAUAUCUGUUGCUACAAAGCCUCCUUGGAAUGUGUACAUGUACCUGAGCUUACAUUUUAUUCUUCACACAAACUUCACAUCACAUCUAUAUAUAAACCCUUGGAAGGCUGUUGAUGUAUAUAAACCAGAGAAAUUAUCUCUGAAAAUAAGGGCACCUUGUUAGCCUGGUAUCUAGAAUGCUUUUUUGCAGGGGAGAGGAGAUUGCAAGUAACUUGCUUACCUCUUUUCUGAGGCGCUAUAGACUGGUAAACUAUAUGUUUGUAUGCAGAGAGCCCCAUGUUUAAUCCUUGGCAUCUCCAGGUGGAUGAAUCUCCUGUAGGGGUUGGGCUCUGGAAGACCCGAAACCUUGUAGAGUUGCAGCUAGCUGUAGUAGAAAGUACUAGGCUAGAUGUACUAGGAAGUACUGGGACUGAUUCAUCUGUUCUGAGCUGUAUGGUGAUCUUGUAAAAUAGUUGAAAUGUACAGCCUUAUGAAGUGAUACCCAAGCGCUAAACUACUGGACAUUAGGUAGUUCUGAUUAAAGUGGUCAUUUGCUGCCAGAGUUGGUGUUGCAAUAAAAUAAAGUGAAGAGUUUACUGCAGCUAUAAACUCAACUUGAUUAUGUAGACAGAGGAUUCACUCAAUUUUUUAUUCUUCCUUUUUUUUUUUUUUGGUUAUAUUUGUGCCACUGCUUCUAUUACCAGGCAGUAAAACUUGUAAAUGUAAAACAAAGUUGAACGACAUUUAAAGAUCAUCCUGUAUUUCAGUGCUAGAGGGCUCUCAAUUGUUGACUGACUACAAUUGAGAAAAUUAGUCAGGUUCCUACCAGAGUUAUCAUAGCAUAAUUUUACCUCCUGUAAAUUUGCUCUCAAACAUUACCAGCUUUCAAAUGGCAUGGGAAGAGACUUUGCCGCCUCUAUGUCAGGUUUCUGUGCCUGAUGCUUGCCUCGCGUAGGAACACAGGAAGGGGUGCACUUUUCCACCACUGCCUGUUGUGUUGGGUUCUAUGCUGUACAUGCAGGAGUGAGAUAUGCCUCCUCUACAUCCAGCACAGAAAGGCAGUGAGAUGGAAGUGGAGGGACAGAAUGAUUUGUCCCUUUGCUGCCAGCUUGCUUGGUUUCUGUGUGGACAGCGAGAAGGCAAAAUGCCCCCCCUCCGUGGCUAGCAUAGAAACACAGUUGGUUGCCGGGGGGGGGGGUGAGUUGAGCGCUCCAAACCUCUUCUGGCAACUUCCUUGCUUGCCUGGAUGCGGUUCUUAGUUGCCUGUGGCGACCAGGCAAGUGGUUAAAACAAUGAUGGGGUAAACCAGAAACACUGUCUAUUGCAGCAUGCUUUGCAUUUACAAAGUUUAUUUUAAUUGGUGACCGUUAUAAUUAAGAGCAGGGGAAAGAGAACAUGCACGUCUGCAGCGUAGGUUAAGUGUUAAUCAACUCUGCAGUUUAGAGAAAUUCAUCUUGGACAUUAGGAACUUAAAAUGGUUUCAUCUUUCAGUUUGCUUUUAAUGAGAAGCUAGCUCUUUUAAAUCGGGCUCAUAGCUGAGGUUAUAGGACAACUAGUUCUUCCUCAUGUAACAAUUUAAAUAGAAACUCAUUGAUACUAGUAUAUACAGUAUUAUACUUAUAGUUUAUACAGUAUUACCGUAUAUUUACACGCAUCUAUUUUAAAUAUUGAACUAAUUCCCAGAUCAUGUAGCACAAGUUUUAUUUUUGCAGAAAAAUAGCAAAUAAACAAUAUGAAAAGUUAUGUUUAUGUCAGAAACUAAUUUAAAACUAAAGAGCAUGCCUUAUUUAAUAGUAGAUUAAGUUCCAGACCAGUUAAUAGUCCCUUGGGGAGUGCAUCUGAAGUCAGCCAAGUAGGAUGUGUGUACAGGACAAGCAGUUCGAAAUGCUAAGUUUAGUCUAGUAAUAUAUCUAUCUCUAUCUCUAUCUCUAUUUCUAUCUGUAUAUAACAAGUAGCAUUGAUAUAUAAAAAGUGAGGUUUGGAUAAGCAGGGUUGCUGUAGCUAUGAGCUGCCUCUCUGAGGUGACAUUUACCAGUUUAUCUCUCACAGGUUAAAUAGUAUGUUGCUGAACACUGAUACCAAGAGGCUAAGGAUUUUUAUAUGCCUCUUUUCUAAAAUAUGUGCCAUGUAGACAAAAUUUUAUUUGUUUGUUUAUUACACUUAAUGUGAAUAAUUGUACAAACAAUAUGAAUACACUACAAAUGUAAACUACUUUUAAUCCCAUUCAGUUGUCACAGCUCCCAGACUUCUUCUUUCCAUGAUUGGAUAACUCCCCACUGCCUUUUUUGUUUAUAUUGGUCUGAGUAAGAGGCAGAAUAGUGACAGAAUGAAAACUUGUUGAAUGUUAACUAGAUUCGCCUUCUGUGUUUGUUCUUUCGCAGUUUUGGUAUUGUAAUAAAUAUAGGGGUUGCUCGUGCGUAAGUUGGUGCCACUCCUGGCUAGGUUGCCUUGUUAAACCUUUUCUGUCUGGACAGCCCUUCACUUCGUGGCUGUUUCAGUCGCUAGCAGAAUCCGUCAGUGGGCGUUUCUUAAACCUUUUCCAGCAUAAAAGCUGUUUGACGCCAAGUCUCCUCCUACUCUCCCUGCGCGGAAGUCUUCUGCGUAGGGAGGGUGUGGGUAGCAGAGGACCCGUACUCUCCCCGCUGGUCUCCGGCGAGGAGUCCUGGAGCCCCCUCGCCGAUUCCCCCAUCUCCCUGGUGUUACGCUGAUUUCCUUCCCCAGCUGAUGAGCUGCCUCUCUCCCUGCUGGGCCCUUCUCCAGCAUCGCUUGGGAGCCUUGCCUCCACCUCUAGCUCCAAUGUCAGUUCCCUGACAUCCACCUCCCCCCCAGGACCCCCUCCCCCCCCGGACCGACCUUUUGAUCCAACUUUGUCCCUUUCCUCGGCCGACGAUGCGGGAAAUCCCCGGAAGGAGCUGUCGCCAUCCUCUGAGGAUUCAAAACCCGCUCCCCACCCGCUCCGAUCUCUCCCCGCGGGGUGGGCCUCCCAGUCUGAUUCUUCUUCCUCCGAAGCCUCUCCUCCCUCCUCUUCGGAGGCAGAAAAACCCACAAAAUCCUCUUCAUCGUCUGUGGUUCCAAAUUGCUCCUCCCAGAAUCUCGCUAGUGGUUUUGGUUUGUCCGGGAACAGGCUGUGGAAUUCCUCCACAAGAUACCCGUCAUUGAUUGCCUCCGCGGGAACCCACGUGUUUUCCGACCCGGGUUCUCCCUCCCAAGCUACCAAAUACUCCACCUGGCGCCCUCGCCACCAUGAAUCGAGUAUUUCCGUGGCCAGGUUGUGGUGUUCCCUCUCCUCUAUCUGCGGGUGUGUGGUGACUUCUCCCUCUCGCCCCGGGAAUUCCCGCCCCUCCCUGUACGGUGAGAGUAGGGACCUAUGGAACACCGGGUGUAUCUUCAUGCUGUCAGGCAACUUGAGCUUGAAUGCCACGGGGUUCACCUGCUGUGUUACCUCAAACGGUCCCAGCCGCCUUGGCUGCAACUUCUUGCACCCCCCCUUAAAAGGUAACCCUUGAGUUGACAACCACACCCGGUCCCCCAACCGUAUGGUCUCCCCUUCCCUACAGUGCUUGUCUGCCUGCCUCUUGUAAAUUUCCUUGGCCCGUUCUAAGUUCAUCUUAAGUUGCUGGUGCAGGGCCUCCAUUUCUUCCACAAACUGCUCUGCCGCAGGUACACUCCACCCUUCCUCCCCACUCCCCGGGAAGGCCCUGGGGUGACACCCAUAAUUGGCCAUGAACGGGCUCAUUCCCGUGGACACAUGUUCAGCGUUAUUGUACGCAAAUUCAGCCAGCGCUAGUUUCUCUACCCAAUCGUUCUGCCUCUCGCUGACGUAGCAGCGUAGGUAUUGCUGGAGUAUACUGUUCGCUCUUUCUGCUUGUCCGUUGGUUUCCGGAUGUCUCGCCGUCAAGAAGCUCACCUCUACCUGCAGCAAGCUCAUGCGCUUCCUCCAGAACCGGGAAGUAAAUUGUUUCCCGCGAUCCGAAAUUACCCUCGAUGGAGCCCCAUGCAACCUGAAGAUGUGAUCCACAAACAACUUGGCUGUCUCCUCUGCUGUCACCGCAUGUGAGCAAGCUAUGAAAUGGCACAUCUUCGUCAGUAGAUCGACUACUAUCAUGACUGCUGUCUUCCCCUUGGACUUGGGCAAAUCUGUCAUAAAAUCAAUGGACACCACCUCCCAGGGUUUUCCCGGCGUGGGUAAGGGUUCCAGUAACCCUGCGGGGGCAGCCCUCUCCCCCUUUGCCCUUUGGCAGCGGUCGCACCCCCGUACAUAUUCCCGUACAUCCUCCCUCACCUUUGGCCACCAGAACUGCCUGGUGACGAGCAUCAUGGUUUUGUGCUGUCCACAGUGCCCAGCUGUGGGGUUGUCGUGGAGUUGUUUGAGUACCUUCCCCCUCAGGGUCUCCCCUGGUACGUACAGCGCCCCCUUAUAGUACAGCACCCCUUCCUUUUCCUCAAACCCCCCAUGGCUUUCUCUUCCAUCUCGGAGUUCCCGGAUUUUAGUUUGAGCGAACACGUCGUUUCUCGUAAGCCCGGCCCGUUCUCGUUUCCCAACCAAGGCUCCCCCACACACCCAUCGGUCCUCGGGGAUCACGUGUCAUAUCUCCGGCGGUCCCUCUCCUUCCAUGUACUCCGGCUUCCGGGAGAGAGCAUCUGCUCUUACGUUUUCCUCUCCUGGCACAUAUCGUAUCUCGAAGGAAAACUUGGAGAACUCCUGUGCCCAUCGAAUCUGUACCUGGUUGAGUACUCGCGCGGUCCUCCAGUAUUCCAAGUUCUUGAGAUCAGUACAAACCUGGAUCUUGUGCUGCGCCCCUAUUAGCAGAUGUCUCCAUCGGCGAAACGCCGCAUAGAUCGCCAGCAGUUCGCGGUCAUACACCGUAUAGUUUUGCUCCGACUUGCUCAGCUUCCUCGAGAAAAAGGCACACGGCUUCCAGUCCUGCUUGCUCCUCCCUGGCUGCAAAAGAACCGCCCCAAUGGCUCUGUCGGACACGUCGGUCUCUAGCCUCAUGGGUUUCUCCAGAUCAACGUGCAGGAGCUGCUCUUCCGAAGCGAACGCCUUCUUCAGUCUUUCAAAGGAUUGCUGGGCACUUUCUGUCCAGACGAACUUCUUUUUGCUACUGAGACAAUCUGUGAUGGGCGCUGUCAAGUGGGCGAAGUUCUUGAUGAACUUCCUGUAGAAGUUGCUGAAGUUGCUGAAGUGAAGGCAGUGAAGGUCCUGUGUGAGUGCCUGGAGGCGGUUGGAGGUUGGAUGGCGGCUAACAGAUUGAGGUUGAAUCCUGACAAGACAGAAGUACUGUUUUUGGGGGACAGGAGGCGGGCAGGUGUGGAGGAUUCCCUGGUCUUGAAUGGGGUAACUGUGCCCCUGAAGGACCAGGUGCGCAGCCUGGGAGUCAUUUUGGACUCACAGCUGUCCAUGGAGGCACAGGUCAAAUCUGUGUCCAGGGCAGCUGUUUACCAGCUCCAUCUGGUACGCAGGCUGAGACCCUAUCUGCCUGCGGACUGCCUCGCCAGAGUGGUGCAUGCUCUGGUUAUCUCCCGCUUGGACUACUGCAAUGCGCUCUACGUGGGGCUACCUUUGAAGGUGACCCGGAAACUACAACUAAUCCAGAACGCGGCAGCUAGACUGGUGACUGGGAGCGGCCGCAGAGACCACAUAACACCAGUCUUGAAAGACCUACAUUGGCUCCCAGUACGUUUCCGAGCACAAUUCAAAGUGUUGGUGCUGACCUUUAAAGCCCUAAACGGCCUUGGUCCAGUAUAUCUGAAGGAGCGUCUCCACCCCCAUCGUUCUACCCGGACACUGAGGUCCAGCACAGAGGGCCUUCUGGCGGUUCCCUCACUGCGAAGCCAAGUUACAGGGAACCAGGCAGAGGGCCUUCUCGGUAGUGGCGCCUUCCCUGUGGAACACCCUCCCACCAGAUGUCAAAGAGAACAACAACUACCAGGCUUUUAGAAGACAUCUGAAGGCAGCCCUGUUUCGGGAAGCUUUUAAUGUUUGAUGUAUUAUAGUAUUUUAAUAUUCUUUUGGAAGCCGCCCAGAGUGGCCGGGGAAGCCCAGCCAGAUGGGCGGGGUAUAAAUAAUAAAUUAUUAUUAUUAUUAUUAUUAUAACCCUAGGAACCUCUGCACGUCCUUCCGGGUUUUGGGGGCCUUCCAUUCCAGCACCGCCUGCACCUUGCUUGGGUCCAUAGCUAGGCCUUUGUCUGACAACUUGUACCCCAGAAACUCGACUUCCCUGGCGUGAAACUGACAUUUUUCCAGCUUGACCCACAACUGGUGCUUCUGCAGUCUCUUUAGCACUUACCUGACGUCUCUGACAUGUUGCUUCUCAUCGUCCGAAUAGAUUAAGACGUCGUCCAAGAAGGCUACGCAGUUCUUGUACAGCAGGGACCCCAACAUGUGGUGCAUGAAAGCUUGAAAACAGGCGGAGCCCGACUGUAAUCCAAAUGGCAUAACUAAGUACUCAAAGGCCCCCAGGGCUGUGAACAUUGUGGUCUUCCAUUCGUCCCCCUCCAUCAUCCUAAUCAAAUUGUAUGCUCCCCUGAGGUCCAGCUUGGUAAAAAUUUCCCCCUGCCUCACCCGUGUUAAAAUGUCGUCAAUCCUGGGCAUUGGGAAGGUCACGGGUUCUGACACCAAGUUGACGGUCCGGUAGUCCACAACGAGCCUGGGUUGAUUAGUGUCUUUUUUGUCCACAAAGAACACCGGACUGCCCCCCACCGCCUUUGAUUCUCUUAUGAAACCUCUUUUCAGGUUCUUGUCAAUAAAUUCCCGCAACUCCUUCAUCUCCCUGUCCGACAUGGCAUACAGUUUACCCACCGGCAGCUGCGCCCCUGGGAGCAAGUUGAUUUGGCAGUCAAAGGGCCUAUGGGGUGGUAGUCUAUCCGCCUCCUUCUCGCUGAAGACCUCCUGCAGGUCAGCAUAUUGUGGUGGCACCUCCCCUUUCGGCUCCACAGCUAUCCCAGCCACCCUGGCCACAGUCAUUCUUGGGGUUUCCCCCCCUAGACAGUGUUCCAAGCAGUAAGCUGACCCAAAGGUGACCGUCCGCUGAUGCCAUGCCACUACUGGAUCAUGUAGUGCCAGCCAGCUCAUCCCUAAUAUUAUUGGGGGUCCUGCCAGUGUGGCUACGUGAAAGGCAAUGGUCUCCGUGUGCUUGGAAACCCUCAUUCUCAUUGGUGGGGUCUGGUGCGUCACUUCCCCUCCCAGAAGCUCCCUGCCAUCAAUGGUGGUCACUUGCAAGGGAAAAUCCAGGGGCAGCAGGUGGAGCUGGUGCUCUAGGACGAAGUCCUUGCUGAAGAAAUUGCAGGAACUGCCUGAAUCCAACAGCCCCUUCACCUUGACUGGGUGCCCAUUCGGGAGUUCUAGCACCACUUCUAUGGCUAUAGCCGCCCUGGGGGGGGUCUGGCUGGGGCACUUCUAUUGGUUGCUGGCCUGGCUGCUGUGCCCGCUGAGUGGCAGCCAAGCGUUGGCGUUUCCCUGCUCCUGCCCCCUUUCCCCCUCCUCCUCACCUCCAGCAGCUCCCACCAUCCCUUGCCAGGCCUUUCUUUGAGGGCAGACCCUGGCAAAAUGUCCUGGCCGCUGGCAGAGGAAACACUUCUUGGUGGUUUUCCAAUCCUUUCCCUCCCUCUUGUGACCUUCACUGGAGUUUGAAACCUCCCGCGCGUGCGCGCCAUCUAUUUCCAUUGGCUCCACCGGCGGGGAAGGCUGCCUCAGUAUUUCAGGAAUGCGGUAGUCAUGGCAACGUUCCCCUCUCCCUUCGCGCUUCUCCUGAGCCCGUGCUUCCUGUCUUACGCCAAUCGCAAGCACGGCCUUGGUCAGCUGAUCCAUCGACUGCGGGCGUGGCGCACGGGAAAGCUCGUCCUUCACUGUUGGGGACAACCCCUCCUCAAACAACAUCUGAAUGGGUUCAGAGUCCAAUUCCCACCUGAGUCGGUGGACUAACAUGGCAAAGCACGACCAGUAGUCUCUAACUGACUGGUUCCCCUGUUUACACCCCAUCAGUUCCCGCCAAGUCACACUUUGUUGCACAUCACUGGAAUACAUCGCAUCCAUCGCCUGGAAGAAUUUCCUCAGGUCUUUCAAGGCGGCAUUCUGCAUUGCCAUUAGGGGCCUGAUCCAUUCACUGGCCCCAUCCUGCAGAUGCCCGACAGUGUAGGCCACCCUCUCCCCAUCGUCCGCAAAAUCCUUAUGCUGCAGUUCCAAAGCGUACUCUAUUUCCAUUCUGAACGCGUUGUAGUCCUGGGGCUUCCCCCCAAACUUGUGUACCAGUCCCGGUACCUUCCUUGCUACGGGGGUGGGUCUGACCUGUGCAUCGUGAGCCCGCCUUUCUUCCAACCGCGCCGUCAGAAGAGCCACAUGCUGUUCCAAAUCUCGGUUCCUCUCCACCAGAUUUUGCACUCCAGCUGCUCCCUCCGUGGCGCCGGCUUCUCCGGUUUGGCUCAUUAUGCUGCCUGCCUGUCGCUGCGCACAAGCAACGUCAGAGACUGACGGAUUGCUGUAAUAAAUAUAGGGGUUGCUCGUGCGUAAGUUGCCGCCACUCCUGGCUAGGUUGCCUUGUUAAACCUUUUCUGUCUGGACAGCCCUUCACUUCGUGGCUGUUUCAGUCGCUAGCAGAAUCCGUCAGUGGGCGUUUCUUAAACCUUUUCCAGCAUAAAAGCUGUUUGACGCCAAGUCUCCUCCUACUCUCCCUGCGCGGAAGUCUUCUGCGCAGGGAGGGUGUGGGUAGCGGAGGACCCGUACUCUCCCCGCUGGUCUCCGGCGAGGAGUCCUGGAGCCCCCCUCGCCGAUUCCCCCAUCUCCCUGGUGUUACGCUGAUUUCCUUCCCCAGCUGAUGAGCUGCCUCUCUCCCUGCUGGGCCCUUCUCCAGCAUCGCUUGGGAGCCUUGCCUCCACCUCUAGCUCCGAUGUCAGUUCCCUGACAGGUAUCCUGGAUUUCAUGUCUAUUUUUUAAUAUGUGUCCUAGUCAGACUUCAAAAUAAUUUAAGUAUUCUUCAUGGGAAUACAUUAAUUCAGACAUUUUUCAUUUCCUAAAUAAUUUUUUUCUUUUAGAAGACAUCUGAAGGCAGCCCUGUUUAGGGACGUUUUUAAUGUCUGAAGUUUUAUUCUGUUUUUAAUGUUCUGUUGAAAGCUGCCCAGAGUGGCUGGGGAAACCCAGCCAGAUGGGUGGGAUAGAAAUAAAUUAUUAUUAUUAUUGUUAUUAUUGUUAUUAUUAUUAUUAAUAUUAUUAUUCAUUGGGACCUUAAGAGUAUUAACAUCUGAUAAAUAAGUGUCUUAGAAUAAUUGUUGUGCUCCUUUAAUUAAUGUAGAGAAACUGGUCCCCAUUGUGUUAAUUCUGUUUCUGGAGCUAAAUUGCACAAUUAUUUCAAAUAUGACUGGGUGGCUUUUAGGGGUUCUUGAAAUGUCCAUGCUGUUGUUUUGAAGUUAAUUUUAUUGAGGGGAUUGUGGAGACAAAGCCUUUCCCUACUAGAUAGUCAAUAGUUUCCCCUGGAAAUUUCAUUACAGUUCUUGUUCUUGAAUUGGGUGCAUCUUGAUGGGGAUGGCAGCCAAUACAGGCAUGUUCUCCUUUGCGCUGGACAUGGGACUGUGCUUCCCCUUUUCGUAAUGGCUCCUUCACUUUUGCGGUAAUAACAAACAACUGAGGACAGCAAAGUAACAUGAAAGAGAAGCAUGAAAACAAUUUAAUGAUUAGCACCGAAACGAAUAUUUAAUUAAAAUAAAAGCCAUGCCUAAAAGCCUUAAUGCUGACUUUUGGAAACCGAACCAUGCUGUGGUAUUUGGAAAGCCCAAUGUCCUGUACAGUAGAUAUUCCAAAUUGCUUGGGAACUGGAGCUUACGUUUGCAAGCUUGGAAUGUCCUGCGGAUAAUUAAGUUGUGGUCAGGCUUUAGAAAAAUACAAAGUUCUCAAACUAUGAUUUUAUAAACAUGCUGCAAUAACAUUUCUUUAUAUUUAACAGUUUCGUAUAGAAAGCUGAUACUCUCACAAGGCAUUGAUUAAAGGUAAAACAUCAAGAAAGGAAAAAUAUUAAAUUAAAACUUCAGUUAGGAUGUUGACAGUUGGCUUGUAAUAUUAAACAGAUGUGCGUGUUCUUGGGAUAUUCUUCUUUCAAAGCCUUGUUGCCAAGAUUAAAAAAAAAGACAGCUACAUGAUUUUUUAUUAAUGUUUAAUUCCCUUUUACUUUAGAUUCUCUUUUGCCUGGUUCAGUUCCUUUGGAUGCUGAGAUUUUAAGAAGGUCUUUGUAUAAUUCAUUUUAGAUCAGAACACAUGAGAUUGUGCCCAUUAUUUAAAAUUCUGGUUUAGAAAGUUUUCACUUUUGCUUUGCAUGUUAAAUUCAUUAUUUAUGUAAUUGAUAUGUAUGUGGGAGCAGAAUUCGAUCCACUUAGAUCCAUGCUGAUUAGAAGUAGUUUAUAAUAGAUAACAGAAAAUCAUUAAACUUUUCUACAUUGAAUUGUAGUUCAGUAUAGUGCUGCUUCUUUUUUAAUUGUGAGAAAAACACUAGGAAAUAAUGUGAUCAAUUACAGAACUUCUUUUUGGAACAACUAGUGUUUAACUCGGUAUAUUUUUGCUUUUUAUCCGUGGCUUUAUUUUAAAUAUUAUGUUAUACCAUGAAGUCCCAAGAGCUACUUAGAGAAGGAGAUUGCCAAUGGCACUCUUAACUUCUUUUUCUUCCAAUAGUUGACACCCGCAUGUUAUACCACAACUUCAUUUUUAUGAUGUUUUGAUUAUUUUAUCAUAUACCACUGUGACAUUUUAUAAAUCUUCUUAUAAAUAAAUAAAAUAAACUGCUUUAAAUCCUCUGUCUUAAAAAAAGUCUGCCAUGUAAAACACAAGUCUGAAGCCUCCAUGAGCUCAGCAUGUUCUUUGGCACCUGACCCUGGCAUCUAAGGAUAGUUGUAGACAACUAUCUACCAAGCUGUUUUUGUUUUAGCAGAUAUAGAUAAAGUUAAUUUCAACAGCUAGCUAGACAUUGCCAGAUAUCAGGGCUACAUGGAGACCUUCCUGGGCACUUUGUUGUUCAGUGCCUUUCUAAAUGACUUGGAUGAAGGAAUUGAGGGGAUGUCCAUCCAAUUUGCAGAUGACACCAAACUGGGAGGAUUCAAGAUGACCUUAACAGGCUGGAGAACUGGAACAAAACUAAUAAAAUGAAUUUCAUUAGGGACAAAUGUAUGGUUCUGCAAUUAGGCAGGAAGUAUCAGGUGCACAAAUAUAAGAUGGAAGAACCAGGCUUACUAGUAAGUAAUACAUGUGGAAAAGGUGUAGUGGUCUUAGUGGACCACAAGCUUAACAUAAGUCAACAAAAAGUGAAUGCUCUUCUAGGCUGCAUCAACAGAAGUACAGUGGUACCUUGGUUUCCAAACUUUAUCAAUCCGGGAAGUAUGUUCCAAAACCAAAGCGUUCCAAAACCAAGGUGCGCUUUCCCAUAGAAAGUAAUGCAGAAUGGAUGAAUCUGUUCCAGACUUUUAAAAACAACCCCUAAAACAGCAAUUUAACAUGAAUUUUACUAUCUAACAAGACCAUUGAUCCAUAAAAUGAAAGCAAUAAUCAAUGUACUGUACUAUAAAAUAAAUAAGACAGUAUUGUAGAUGAUAAAAAUUAAAAUUAUUUUUCCCCCUUACGUGCACUGAUCAUUGUUUGGAUAGGGGAGCUUUUACCCAUUUCUGCAGUCACACAAUCAAUCAGUAGCUGAACUGGGUUCCACACAGUCACAAGUCAGUACCAUAAAACGAAGGACAAGUCACAGUAAAAAAACCCGAAAAAGCCACACAAACAAAAGCGCAAAUUUUUUUUUAGCAAAAACAAAAGCUCCAAAUAUUACCUCUGUGUUGCGUGGGUGCUCAGGACUAAACAGCUGACAGACUCAACAGGAAGCCUUUGAUAAGCAGUGGGGGACUCAAUUUACAAACGGAACACACUCAACAGGAAGCGGAACAUGUUCCGCUUCCAAGGCAAAGUUCACAAACUGGAACACCUACUUCCGAGUUUGCAGCGUUCUAUUUCAAAGUUGUUCAUAAACUAAGCUGUUCUAAAACCAAGGCACCACUGUAUAGUGUCCAGAUCAAGAGAAGUAAUAAUACCACUGUAUUCUUUCUUGGUGUCAGACCACAUCUGGAAUACUGUCCCCAGUUUUGGGAACCACAAUUUAAGAAGGGUAUUGACAAGUUGGAAUGUGUGCAAAGGAGGGCAAAAAGGAUGGUCAAGGUUCUGGAAACCAAACCUGAUGAGGAAUGGUUGAGGGAGUUGGGUAUGUUUAGCCUGGAGAAGGAGAGACUGAGAGGCGAUAUGAUAGACAUUUUCAAAUAUCUAAAGGGUUGUCGCAUGGAAAAUAAAGUGAGCUUGUUUUCUCCUGCUUUGGAGGGUAGGAUUCGAACCAGUGGAGUCAAGUUACAAGAAAGGAGAUUCUGACUAAGCACCAGGAAGAACCUUCUGGCAGUAAGAGCUGUUCAGCAGUGGAACAGUCUCCCUUGGGAGGCUGUGGACUCUCCGUCCCUGGAGGUUUUUCAGCAGAGGUUGGUUGGGCAUCUGCCAUGGAUGCUUUAGUUGAGAUUCCUGUGUUGCAGGGGGUUGGACUAGAUGACCCUUGGAGGCACCCUCCAACUCUUUGAUUGUAUGAUUCUAAGUUACUGCUUGGUAAAUAACCACCUGUAUGCUCCAUGAAUUGACUGCAGUGGCAAUGGCUAUGGAGAGUAGACCCAUUGAAGUUAAUUGACAUGACUUAGGUUUUUUAAUUUCACUGGGUCUGUGGCGAGUAAGACUUAGUUGACUACAACCUCAUGUGUUCAACAUCAAUUUCUUGUUUCCUGUUUCAAAAUUAUAUUUUUGUUAAAUUUUCAAAUGUACAUAUUCCACUGUAAAAUACAAAACGUUAAAUCCAACAACUUUCGUUCUUCUCCUUCCAUGGUUCCUUUAUACUUCAAAAAUAUACUGCAUAUUCCAUGUCAACCAUCUACUUUGCCCCUUUUAUAUAAUAUUAAUUUAAAUGAGACUGUUGAAUUUAUAUUAUUCCCCCUAGCAUUUUCACUUGCUUACUCCACACAUAUUUUCCAUUCCUCUUUAUACACUCAAUCUUUUUGUUUUCUUACCCUGCUGGUUAGGCCUGCUAGCUCUGCAUAUUCCCUCAUUUUUAGCUGCCAAUUUGGGACCUCUCCCACCUUCCAUUUUUGAGCUAACAAAAUCCGAUCUGCUGUCAUUGCAUACAUAAAUAACCUUUUCUGACCCCUGGGUACCUCUGUCUGUACCAUUCCUAAAAGGAAUGCCUCUUUGAGGGGGGUGGGUGUUGUUUUAAACAGUUGUUUCAUUUAGUAUAAAUUAUUUCCAAGUAUAGUGGUACUUCGGGUUACAAACACGGGCUGCAAGCUCCGCUAACCCGGAAGUAGUUGCUCCGGGUUGCAAACUUUGCCCCAGGCUGAGAAUGAAAAGCACGUGGUGAAGGCGUGGCGGCAGCGGGAGGCCCCACUAGCAAAAGCGCGCCUCAGGUUAAGAAUGGUUUUGGGUUAAGAAUGGACUUCUGGAACGAAUUAAGUUCAUAACCUGAGGUACCACUGUAGCCCUUAACUAUUCUACAUGACCACCACAUAUGAUGAAAUAUUCCUUCUGCUUCUUUACAUUUGCAACACCUAUCUGUUUCAGUUUUAUACAUCUUUGCUAAUUUACUUAGAGUUAGGUAUCAUCUAUAAAUCAUUUUCAUAUAGUUCUCCUUUAAUGUAUAACAUGCAGUAAAUUUUAAGUCAGUCUUCCACAGUUUCUCCCAGAAGUCGAAUUCUAUGUUAUACCGUAUAUCUCUGCCCAAUGUAUCAUUGAUGAUUUAACCAGCUCGUCUUUUGUUCCCCAGCCUAAUAAUAAUCUAUACAUUUUAGAUAAUACUAAUAAUUCUAAUAAUUCACUUUCAGAUUGUGAGCUUUGCUCCAUAAAACCACAUUUUUUAUCCAACUUAAACUUUUCAUUUAGUUGGUAAUACUGCAACCUGUCUGUCCCUAGGUUCUUUAAUUUUUUCCCACGUCUUCAGUUUGAUUUCUCUCUCCGAUAAGUCCAGUAAAUCUCUAUAUAUUGCCCAUUGUCUGUCCAUAUUGGUCUUCUUCAAUGCUAUAGCUUCUAUUGGUGAUAACCACAAAAAUGUUCCCCUCUCCAACAGAUUUUUAUAUUUCUCCCGGACUCUGUAGGUAUUCCUUCUUACCACAUGGUUCUAGAAGUUCUUCUAUAUACAGUGGUGCCUCGCAAGACGAAAUUAAUUCGUUCCGCAAGUCUCUUCGUCUUGCGAGUUUUUCGUCUUGCGAUGCACGGUUUCCCAUAGGAAUGCAUUGAAAAUCAAUUAAUGCGUUCCUAGGAAGCCGCCUUCAGACCAGGUCCGGGGACAGUCUGUCCCCGGACCUCUUCUGAAGGCUGGGGGAGCAAGGGCUUUUCUUCCCACCCCCAGCAUUUUAAAACCCCGGGACAGCGGAGGACUUCUCCGCUGUCCGGGCGAUCUUAAAAUGCUGGCGGGCGGCAUUUUAAAAUCACCCCGGGACAGCGGAGGACUUCUCCGCUGUCCGGGGCAAUUUAAAGCCCCUGGGAAGGCAGGCAGGGGGACAAAGACUUUUGCCCCCGCCAGCCUUCAGAAGAGGUCCUGGACCUCUUCUGAAGGCGGGCGGGGGCGAAAGUCUUUGCUCCCCGCCUUCAAAAGCCCUCCGGGACAGGCAGGCAGGGGGAGCAAAGACUUUCGCCCCCGCCCGCCUUCAGAAGGUCUUCCCUCCCCCCGCCCGGCGGCGGAGCACCGUCCCGACGCCGGGCGGCGGCGGGAGGUGUUCCCCCCCCCCCGCCCGGCUCGGAGCACCGUUCCGAAGCCGGGCGGCGGGGGGGAGGUCUUCCCUCCCCACCGCCCGGCUUCGGAGCACCGUUCCGAAGCCGGGCAGUGGCGGGAGGUCUUCCCUCCCCCGCCCGGCUCGGAGCACCGUUCCGAGCCGGGCGGCGGCGGCAGGUGUUCCCUCCCCCGCCCGGCCCGGAGCACCGUUCCGAGCCGGGCGGCGGCGGCAGGUGUUCCCUCCCCCGCCUGGCUCGGAGGAGCCUUCCGAAGCCCGGCGGCGGGGGGGGGAGGGGUCCCCGCCCCCCCCCCACGCUGCGGGGGAGGGCCCAGGACAGUGGGGAAGACGCGCUGCGCUUCCCGCUGUCCCUGAGAUUUCCCUAUGGGCUGUCGUCUUGCGAAGCAAGCCCAUAGGAAAUUCGUUAUGCGAGCGCCUCCAAAACGGAAAACCCUUUCGUCUAGCGGGUUUUCCGUCUUGCGAGGCGUUCGUCUUGCGGGGUACCACUGUAUAUAUUAGCAUUUCCAUACCAUAAACACGGGUGCCAGCCAAAAUUAAUACCAUGACCUUCCAAAUCUAAUAGGUGGUUUUUUAAAUAGCAAAAUUCAUUCCUUUAACCAACAUAAACAUGCCGCCUCCUAAUAUAAUUGUAAAUUGGCAAUUUCUUAUUUAGGCACAUAUCUUCUGAUUACAAGUUGAGCAUAAACAGUCAUAAGUUAUGUUGUAACUCAUUCUGCUUUUUGUAAAUCUCUUUGAGUUUUUUUUCUUUUUACAAUCAAGCGGAAUAUAAAUUUUCUGAAAUAGGAUAAAUAUACUUUUACAGUUUGAAGCCAUUAUGCCUGACUGUGGUUAGUUAGAUUGUUUGAUAUUAUAUUAUCCCUGGCCUUGAAAAUUGCAGUGGUCUUUAGGAGUGAUCUGCCGUUCAUGAAAUCAGGCUUAGUAUAACUAUUCUGGAAUGUAAAACACCCCUUUCCCCCUUUUGUAUUGAGGAUAAAUCAUGAUGAAAUCUUUCUCAUUUCCCUGUUUUCUUCCCAUUAUAAUGUAUAAUGCAAAUAAUUUUCUCUGAAUUUUAAGACCUGAUCCCUAUGAAUUGUAUACAAGUGGUUUCAAUUCAAGGGGAAGAAUGAAGAAAUAGGGCAUAUAAAUAGAUUUCUUUCCUAUGAAAACACAUGCAUAGUCUCAGCUUGUUUGUUUAUGAGCCCAGUUUGCAUUGUGUCUCCCCAUGUUGGUUUGCUUUUUUUUUUUUUUUUUUUGCCACUUGAGAAUGCAGGGUGAGGGUCAUUUGAUUUAAUGUUCCUCUGUAUUAAAAUAAACCACUGUCUAUUGAAAACUCAGUGACGGAGUGUGACAGAUUUCAAUUCUACCUUUCCCCCUGACAUACACAUUGUCUGUGUGUAGGAAUCAACUCCUCCUGUAGUUUUCCAACUAGCUUUGUAGAAUGAAGACCCAAAGCAUGCCUUGUGGGGUGUGGCUGCUAUUCCAUUUUAUCCUUACAACAACCUUAUGAACUGGAUUCAUCUGAGAGAUGGAGUUUGGCCCAAGAUCACCCAGUGAACUACAUGGCCAAGCAGGGUUUGACCUGUGAGUCUCUUUUCCAAGUCCCAUUUUCUGAGUAUUGCACCAUAGUGGUUCAGUUUUAUUUGAAACUUGUUUGGAUGGUAUAAGAAAAAGCAAAGUGUACUCUUUUGAAUAAACAGUUCUUUUGCUUCUGUACAGUGGUGCCCCGCAAGACGAAUGCCUUGCAAGGCGAAAAACCCGCUAGACGAAAGGGUUUUCUGUUUUUGCGUUGCUUCGCUAGACGGAUUUCCCUAUGGGCUUGCUUCGCAAGACGAAAACGUCUUGCACUUUUUUUUUAAAGCCGCUUGAAGAGGCGCAGUUGCGACGGACCGUGCUUCACAAGACGAAAAACAUCGCAAGACGAAAAGACUCGCGGAACGAAUUCUUUUCGUCUUGCGAGGCACCACUGUAUUUUGUCAGGCUGCAGAGGGUACUUCUGUAUUGCCAUAUCUGCAUAGUAAAAUGGGAGUGACAUUGUAGGGUGUUUGCUCAGUUAAUUAUAACAUCAAUUAAGAGUGUGUGUGGUUGCAGUAGUUCAUUGUUAGAUAUAUGACCCUCCUGCUAAAAUAGAAGACAUCACACGAUUCUGUGUGUAUGUAUGUUGAAUGACGUGUUCAGGGUUUUUUAAUGCAAUUUUGAAAAUAUGCAAGAUGUAGCAAUUAACCUACAUGUACGUAUAUAAUACUAGAAAAUGGGCAACUUAUUAUAUUCAAAGACAGGAUCUGAUAGGCUCAAAUUGCUUAAAACAUCAGUUAUUGAAGAUCUACCCAGGGGAAUUUAAGAAACCAUUUAACAGAUGAAAGUACAUUUUGAAAAGUUUGACCUUACAGGCAAUCAUAAAAUGAAUGCAAACAGUGCUUCUCCCCCUGAAAUGUAUAGAGCCCAUCUGUGUCUAAUCCAGUAAUUACAGACUGAGUUCAAUUACCUUUUCAAACUUGGAGCAGACUGGAGACUAAGCAGUGAAUGUGCAUGGGGUUUUGUCUAGACCUCAGUUGACCACAGUCUAAAACAGGAAUUUAUAUCUAAUUUUAUUUUAUUUUGUUCAGUUUGGUAGCUCUUAAAAGAUUCAUUUUGCUACUUAAGUUAUCAGAUUCUGGAAGCCCAGUACACAUGUAUUGCUGUACUUGUGUGUGAAUAUGUCUUUAAAAAAAAAAAAAGUUUGUGAGAAAAGUAGUUGGCAUUUGCAGGGUAAGGAUUUGGGGAGUUUAGCUCCUUUUAAAAACUGUUUGAGAGCAGCCAUGCUUUUGUUUCUCUGUUCUUUGUGGUUUACUCCGGUUCUGUUUUAAUACUGUGGCCUAUAAUAUGCAUUGCAUAAUGAAUAAUAUUUUGAAAGAAUUAUUAACAGUAAUUUUCAAAUGUAACCCACUAUAAACAAUAAAGCACCUUUACCAUCUCCCCUAAGGAUCCUGCAGCUAGGCUGCCUGUGUGUGCUGGCUUUGUGUGGGAUCCUGUGCAACAUGUUAAAAUGAUGCUGGAGCGCAUAUUCUUGCCUAGCCCCAUUAUUUUCUUAUUUUAAGUAACUGGGUUUUAGGGGCUUUCAAUGGCAAAGUGAGGCAGAAAUGUUUGGGUAUGUACCAUGUGCUCAAGUUAAAAUCAUCUCUUUGCUUUCAGCUGUUUCUCUCAUUUAAAUCAGUAGAAGUUCUGAACAGUAGCGCACAGUCCUUGUAAACAGAUUGUAAACACAGCUGCAGGAACUGAUUCCACUGUUUGGAAUGAAAUGAAAUGACUUGCUAUCAAUACAACAACAUAGCAUAUUCUCUUCCUUGCAUGUCAAAUAAUUCAUCUGGCGAUGAGAUAUUAGCAUGGGUCACACAUCAUGCUAAGCCAAACUAUGCCUUAUUGACAGCAUGUGGGCUUCUGGAGAGGAAAUUGCCUCUAGUUUGCUACUCAGUCAGUUUUCUGCUGCGGAGCACUGAGCUCGUCUAUGGUUUGGCUUAAUGUGUAAACUGAACCCAGGCUUGUGGUUUAUCUCUCUCUACACUAACCAUAAACUUUAAACUAUAGGACAAAACUUGGUUACAGCUCAUGUUUAGUGCGGAGAGAGCUAAAUAAUGAGCCCAAUUUGGGCGACAUGCUAAACCAAACCAUGGCUUAUAAGGUUCAGUGCGGAGCAGGAGCAAAAUGACUAGGGAGGACCAAGCGGCCAUUGUUUUCUCUCCCAGGGCCUGCAUGCAUUCAUGCUAAAUCAUGCUUUGGUUUACAAUGAUGUGUGAACCAGGAUAUUAUUUGCUAAGUUGAUAAAUUGGGUAUGCCAACAACUGUAGUCUUACACAAAAUUCCGUGGGUCAGACUUUAUUAUUAAUUUUACUUAUUUGUCUACUACAAAAAAGUGUCCAAUCAAUUCAGAAAAAGAUAUAGCAUAAUAAAACCUUUCUAAUAAUCUAUGAGGGACGCGGGUGGCGCUGUGGGUUAAACCACGGAGCCUAGGACUUGCUGAUCAGAAGGUUGGCGGUUUGAAUCCCCGUGACGGGGUGAACUCCCAUUGCUCGGUCCCUGCUCCUGCCCACCUAGCAGUUUGAAAGCAAGUCAAAGUGCAAGUAGAUAAAUAGGUACCGCUCUGGUGGGAAGGUAAACGGCGUUUCCGUGUGCUGCUCUGGUUCACCAGAAGCGGCUUAGUCAUGCUGGCCACAUGACCCGGAAGCUAUACGCCGGCUCCUUCGGCCAAUAAAGCGAGAUGAACGCCGCAACCCCAGAGUCGGCCACGACUGGACCUAAUGGUCAGGGGUCCCUUUACCUUUAUUAAUAAUCUAUAAACAAACCCACUAGAAGAACAUUUUAUGGAAUUGCUACCAACCAGCUGGUUGCAAUCCAUCAAAUGCCUGGGAGAAAAAAAGUAAGUUUUAACUUGACACCUAAAUGAUGUUAUUGAUGGAUCUCAUUGGGAAGAGCAUUCCAUAAGUGGGUAGCCAUAACUGGAAAAGUUUGCUUCCCUGUUGAUACCUUUUGAAGCUUCCUCAGAGGGAGCAUUCAAAUAAAGAUCACAAGUGAAGAUGGAAGGGUCCAAGUAGGUUCAUACUGGGAGAGGCACUUCGGAAAAGAUUGUGGUCCCAAGCCAUCAAUGUUAAAACUAGCACUCUGAAUUGGCAACCAGUGCAGUUGUGCCAGGAUUGGUGUGAUAUGCCAACAAUUGGGUGGCCACUAGCUAAAUAUUCUGAACCAUCUUCAAAGGCAAACAAAUAUACAGCACAUUGCAGAGCAUAUAUUACUGCAGCCAAGUCGUUCCUGUCCAUAUAGGGCCACAGCUGAGCCACCAGACAAAGCUGGCACUCUGCACUCUGCCCCACUGAGGCUGCCUAUGCCUCAUGUGACAGCAGUGGAUCUAGGAAGACACUCGACUGCAGAUCUGCUCUUUCAGAAGGAGCUUGACCGCCACCCGCCUGGUCAGAAGUUUCACUUAAUCCAGUUGUAUUUCCUCCCACCUAUUGUUUUUGGACUUCGUAAAAGUUAGUAAUUUUUCAUUGAGACCAUUGUGGAAUGUUGUAGGCUACAUGGCGUUUAUUUCAAAUGUAUGAACUAUGCCUUUCAAUUUAGCACCCUUUUCAAUAAAAUCAAACAGCAAAUUUUUUUUAACUUGUUUUUUUUUUUUUUAAUGAAAGAGAUAUUGCCUAAGUGGGUAUAAUUAAGUUGUAAGAAGUGGCCCAUCAACUGAAAUCCUAUGACGAAAAACAAGACGCUGUUUAAUAAAAGGAGGUUCUUUUGCAGGAACAGUACUCUGAUUUUCAUUAAGUAAAUGGUAUUCUCAGCUACUUUAUCUAAGCUCGAGAUUAAUUUCUAUGGUUACGGGUGGAUAUAACUCUGUAGUAUGCUUUUCAAAACUGAUUGUGUUUGUUCACAACAAGAUUAUAGCAGCCUUCUUCUAAAAUAAGUUUUUACUUUAAAUCCCCCCCCCAUUAAAUGCAUAGACAUAGGUGGGCUGCAAUUCCAGAGCCUUCAUAAAAAAAUAAAAAGAUAUAUGCUGAAAUAGAAUUACAGAAAGUAGACAUUAAAAUACUAAAUAGCAGUGCUGUCCCCCCUAAAAACAUGUUUAGGGGUACUCUCAUUUUCCUACUCAUAUUGAAAUACUGCCCCUCAAUGAGGCCAAACUUAGAUUCACAAAAUGUUUAGGGGUAUGUGUGCCCCUGUGUCCCCCCAGAAAAAAGCACUGCUAAAUAGGGUUCAUGGUUUCAGGCAAAGGGAAAAAUGAGUGCCCCUUACUGUACACCAGGUGUACAGUGGGGAGCCUGAGGUCUGGCUCUUUAUCUGGCCUUUGAAGCUAUCCCAGGCCACAUCCUGCAUCCGCUCUGCUCAUGUGACCCCAAACGCUGUUAAUUUCUCCUUCUUGUCUGGAUAUAGAAUAGAGAGAGAAGUGCAAGUGUGCGUAGAAACUCUUCUAACAUGCAAAGGUAAAAUUUACAUGCCUUGUCCUGUUCCCUUUUGCCUCUGGCCCUGCCUACCAAUAAUUGGUUGUGAUCCCCAUAAAAUUGCCCAGAAGCAGAGGUGAGCCUUGAACUAAAAAUGGUUCCUCGCCCCUGCUGUACACUAGGACUUCUAAAUAUUCAUUUCUAUACUUCAGCUCUAGCAGAUAGACAUAUUUAAUGCUGAGUAAUAAACACAUAAUUAAUGAUGAUAAACAAUAUUUCUUCCGUGAGAAAAUCUGUCUACUGUGCUUUUUAUUGAACAGAAGGGAUUCCCCCCCCCAAUACAAUUGUAUCCUAUGUUCUGCAUGUGCAACAGAACUUCCUACUCGUCUCCUUUUGUCUCCUAUGCCCCCUCCUGCACUGAAAAUCAUUUCCAAUGAGUUGGGAGACCUCCUGAGCACUUUGGGGGAGAAAAGAGGAAGUAUUGUUGUGUAAGUGAAACUUCGUUUGUUUAACGUUAGGUGCAACCUAAAAUUUUGCUCCCCUACAUAAAAUUGCUAAUGUUAAAAUGUAAAUUUCCCAGAAAGUUAUGUAUGAGCCAGAUUAGAUUACUGUUUGUGUAAAGCAUGAUGGAAAGCAUGUUUAUACUAUUGUGAGUGUGUCCGUGUGCACUCAUGUAUUUUCCAUAUAGAGAUCAUGUCAUUUUUUGUUCCCUCAUUCCACGCAGAGAAAGAAUUUCUGAAGCAUGGCUUACUUAUAAAAUAAUAGUCAGGAAACAUGUUUUUGAGAUUCUGAAUAACAUCAGUAUAACUUGUAAGUAGAGGAUAUACAGAAGGAUAUCUUGGUAAUGGAAAUUGCAAGUAAGGAAAGGUAUUAAAACACUUUUAAAAGCAAUGAUAUGUGAAUGAGAAUCUCUGUAUGGGGCUACUAGUUACAGCCAACUCAUUCUCAGAAUGUGGAAUCUUUUGUAGCCAAAGCAGCACAAUUCACACACAUAAAAGAGGCGUCAGUAGGCUUGAAGGAGUCCCAAAGAAUGCUAACUAAAUAAACUGAAAAACCCUUUUGGGGCUAGGUGGGUGGAAUGCUGACUGACUGUUGGCAAAGACAACAGAAAACCUGGAAGAGAGGACGUGGAAGGGAGUAUCCUGUAGGAGGGCAUUGCUAGCUGGUUGGAACCCUGAUCAGGAGCAUGCCACACGACAGUGUUUUGUUGCAGGUCCUGCUUGUCUCCACAGUGUGUGUGUGCGUGUGUGUGUGUGUGUGUGUGUGUGUGAGAGAGAGAGAGAGAGAGAGAGAGAGAUUGUAUAUAUUAUACAGAUGCUCGUUUCCCUAUAGCUUGUUAUGCACGGUUUACAGUGAUUUCAGCAGGAAAAUAUGUGCACCUCAGUUUUGAUACUUUGAAUAAAUUUUGAAUCUGAAAUUAUAUACUGUGCUACAUAGAUACAAUUCAGUGUGCAUUUCAGAAUUGGGUCUCUAUUAUGUACAUCAGUUACAGAUUGCUAAAUUAAUGAAUAGUAAUGAGUAGGAUUGGGCUCCAACCUAUACACCCAAUCCUACACAACUUUUAGAAGACAUCUGAAGGCAGCCCUGUAUCAGGAAGUUUUUAACAUUUGACUUUGAAUAAGGAUUCCUUAAAUCAGAGCAUAACAUAGUUUUUAUAAAACCUGAUUUUUGUAAAGAGUAGAUUAAUGGGAAAUAUUUGAAGAUGAGCUGUCUACUAUUCAAUAUAAUGUCCUACCUUAUUACAGUUGGCCCCUGUCUUAAUGAUGCUUCCACGUCUGCAGUGGUUAAUUGUAAAAAGAUGUGGACUCUGCAGAAGAGUUGAGUGAGGUCUAUUAGUUGCUCUCUUUUUGUUUACUUGAUAAAGAAAAGAAUAAAUAAAUUUAUAAUUUAUUCAUAACAAAAUGGAACAGUUGAAGAAAAAACAUCCUGUGUAAAAGUGCAAAUAAAGUUUAAUGCUGAGAAUUGUUGUAAGCGGAGUGUGUUUAAUUCGCGGUAAUAAAAGCCAAUUUCGGCAAACAUAUUUUGACCAAUUUGCUUUUGUUUCCCAGCUGAAACGUUCCUCAAAUCUUGUGGCUUUUGUGUUGUGCUUAAAGAGGUUUUAUAUAGUUGUGUGAAAAUAUAAAUAUUGAAGUUCUGAUUGGAGUUAGGCAAUAAGACAAGAAGAAAAUAUUGAAAAAUCCUAUUAAAGUCAGAUGUUGGAUCCCAUGAUGAAACAAAAAAUAUGAACAUCAGAAGAUUUGUGUGUUUUGCAGACUUGAAUGAGGCAGCCUCAAUUUGUUAGUUCAACAGAUAAGACUGAAUUUUUGUCGGGUCCUUAUUUUUCAGUUCAGUGACAAAAACUCCUUUCAGUGUUUAUGCAUACAUAACAGUUGUGUGAAUAAUGAACUCACUGACCGUGCAAUCUUAUGCAUGUUUAAUCAAAAGUAAGACUUACUCUCAAACAUGUGGGUGCAUAAAUUAUUGUAGACUUACAACACAAUCUUAACCAUGUCGCCUACUCAGAAGUAAGUCCUAUUGAAUUCAGUGGGGCUUACCGCUCGGUAAGUGGAGUUCAGAUUGCAGCCUUAUUCUUGUAAGUGAUACUAAAACGCUAUUCAGUCGUUUGAAACUUUCUGCCAGUUCUUAAAGCACGCCGUUGUGUUCCUUUUUGCAGUAAUUAACCUUCCCUUUUAAUAUAUAACAUUUCAGUGUGUUGAAAUUCAUAGAAUUAGAAGUAUUCACGUGUAUGAACUUACAAAGGCAAGAAGAUUACUGGUCUGUCUUUUUUGGAUAAGGACUCGGAACAAUCAACGAAGCACUUUUUGCAGGUUCUUAUUUCAGUGUUUUAUUUAGAAUCCAAGCUCAGUUGAUCUGUAGAACUUCAAAGUCUUAAUUAUAAAGUUUCAUUUGGUGAUCUUGUUGCAUAAGCAAAAGUCACUGGUGCCUCCUUCCGUCCCCUGCUGCUCCCCACAGGUCCCAAAGACCCCCCUGAGCAACUUUGUGCUCAAUAUUAUACAAUAACUCUUGUAACAUAUAGUCAAGGUUGUUCUCGCAUUUGGGUGUGGUACGUGUGUGUGUCUGUGAGACCAUUUGUUUUCUUAAUUUUAAGUAAUACUAAAUUGAAGAGAUGCAACUGCAUUAGGAUGCUCACUUUUCAAAAAUAUUUGAGUUACUCAAAAUAUUCUACUUUCCUUUUAAUAAUGUUGCAGCAAUACAGAAAAGCAGCUUUCAUAUUCCUGGAAGGAGCAUUAUUUAAAUACUUCCUGCUAUGAGUCCUUUUUUUGUUUGUUUGUUAAAGGAAGCUGUACUCAAAGAUGAAAUAAACCAAUUUCAGAAAAUGUUUUUCAAAAGCUGUAAACUCAAAAUAGUGAACAGAACGUUUAUGAUUUAUUCCUCACAGUUAGGAUUGCAUGGUCGCUCUUGUUUGAAGGGGUGUCCCGAUUCAAGAAUAUUUUGAUCCUUUAGAAUAGGAAUCUCACGUAUUUCUAAAUUUCUGUAUACUGAAAGAGCUCCCAAAUGCUUUUGUUUUGGAAAUUUGAUUUUGUUUGACAUCAGAUAAUAGCAGGAGAUUACGAAGAGAUAUGAUGUGCAAGUAGACUAAGAUAAGUCAGGGCAGUUGUGCAUGAAGAAAUGCAUUAUUUAAAAAGAACACAAAAGAGCACAUAUUUGCGUAAAAUUUGCAUGUGCUACUUUAUACAUGUAGAUUUAAAUUUAUAAAGAAUUGCUAUAAUUAUAAGGGUAAAGGAUAAAUUUGGGGCCAGGUAACCUGUGUGCCUCUAUGUCUGCUGAUGGGCCGCUGCUCGUCUUUAUCUUCAAACCCGACUUUGGCUGGACAGCCUUUCAAAAAAUAAAGGAUUCCUGGAGUAUUGUCCUCUGACACGCCUUCAAGUAGAGGACUGUUCUAAGUGGGGUAUGUGGCCGCCCUGUGUUCAAUUGUGCAGACAUGUAUGUGAAGAAAGUGUAAACUCUUCCCUUUUCCAGGGUUGUAGCAAUUCACUUUAGUAGUGCCACUUGAGGUGGGGUUUUUUGGGAUUUUUGGGGGGCUGAUUCUGGAGCCAGAGAGUAGUCGUACACAAGGAUGAGCAAUUCAGUUUUUAGACAACAAUUAUGAGCGCCUCGUUAAGGAAUGGGAAAUGUCUCCUUUUAUAAUGCUGUACUUUCUCAUCGAAAUACCAUAAAGUAAACUCUUUAAUGCCUUAUGCAUGCACUUCCAUUUUUGAAACAGGUUAUCAAUGCAGAGUGACGUAAAUGCUCCUAUAUUAUUUGUUUGUGCUUAAUGCAGUCAACAAAAAGAUUGCACAUUUUAUUCUAAUUGGUUUUUUAUUAUUAUGCAAUCCGAUAAUUUUUCAAGUACUGCUCUGUCUCUGCAGUGCGUAAAUCACAUGAACUUUUUUGUUUAGUUUUGUUACUGGCAGCUGUACUUUAAAAUUUUGCCUCAGUUUUUUUAAACAACAUUUUUAGCGUCUCCACAUUACAUCUCUUUCAACAUUUGCAGAUAAAAAAAUAUGCAAGCAGUCAUUUUUUGUGUUUAUUGUUUCUGUUCUUUCAUUACUUUGAAUAGCUGAAUAUGAGUAAGGAAGGAAUGUGGAACCCUCAAGUCUGAAUUUUGGUGCAUCUUCAGACCCUUCUACUUAAGAUUUGCUGCCCUGCUUCCUUGCCCUUCCUUGCAUUUUUCAAGAGUUUUGUUGUUGUCAUUUAAAUGUUGCUAUUCAAAUAACUUUUAGUAGAACAAAAGUAACGGAAUAAAAUGUGCACGCUGUGCCUGUUAAUAAAAGUAAUUAUAGGUCCCAAAUUGCCUUCUACUUGUAGACUAGUUUUUGUUCCCCAUUUGUUGAUGUAAACCAGGAACUGAGCAAGGUAACCAUUUUCAUGAGAUUAGAGGCAGCCAGGCUGACUGUCUCUUGGCUUUUUGCUCCCCCCACUUAAAUGCAUGCCCACCCCUAUCUUCUGUUUAGAUAUCGCUUGCUUUUUGGAGUUUCACAUUACUGCAGCAAUUGAUCUGAGUGACCUAGCUUAAGAACUUUAACAUUGCAGUUGCAACUUAAACCAAAUGUAUACCCUCAAGAGGCAAAUCAUCUGAAAAACUGGUCAGUUGUGAUUAUGACCUACUGUACUUUCUCCCCGCAAACCUGAAUAGGAUAGCACUGGAAAUCAUCAGUUGCUUAAACAGGCGGGUGACAUAAAUCUAAUUUCUGCUUAUACAAAUGCAGCACUUUUGCAGCUUUAGAAUAAGCAUUUGAACCAGCUGUGCCAACUUUUCACAGUUGCUGUUCCUGAAAGUUUAAACUUUGCGUUUUCUUCUAUUUCACUUAACCAUCAGACCCUGAGUUUUAAACUUAGAAAUUAGGGUCAUGAAUUUGGAAAUUAGAUGCUAAUUGUGCAUCAAAGCUUUGACCUGUAAUUCUCAAAUAUCUUCAAUGCAAAAAUCGUUACUGUUGCGGAGACCUUUAUCCUAUUAAAAAUCAGAUAAACAUGCCUAGACCGUACCAGGAAUAGAUGAAUAUUUAAAUUAUUAUUUUUAUUAUAAAGACAUGAGCUUUACCUUCAAAAUGUGCAAUACUUUGUAUACUUUUGCAGAGUAAAUCUAGGUGAUCUCAGUGGGACUCUGUAGUCUCAAGUAAGCAUGCAUGGAAUUAGACUAAAAAGCCUAUAAUAUUGGGUACGUGACUUGGGUCCGUGAAUUCAGUUGUUUAGGCUCUUACGUAAUGCAGUUGGUGGACUUGUGCUUAUUCUGCAGUGCUCUUUUUGUGAAAGGAUUGCUCAUGUUUGAAAAAUAUUAAUCGAACUUUACUUUUGAAUCUGUAUUUCUGAACUACACAUAAUGAUAGAAUAUAUAAUAUGGAUAGAACAGCUCUAACAAAAAUCAGAAUUUACAAAAACAAAUGAAUCUUUGGCUUCUCGAUUUUGAUUCCUUAGUAUUUUUAAUGUCUCACAUUUAGGUUUUGACUAUUUGGGUUUUUAAAUACAGAUUUGUUAAUCUACUACUCAACAAGUAACAUACAACCACUGCAUCAUUUUAUCAUUUGCAUGAGAUUAGAAGAAAAUGGCUACACCACCUUGAGUUUUAACAAAGCCUGAAUUGUAAUUAGUGAUUUUAAAGGCAUAAUGACCUCUUUAAUGUAAUACACCUCUUUUAUGUAAUGACACAAAAAUAAACUGGCUUUAUUCUAAGAUUUAGAAGAUGCUUUCUGACACCAUAGAUGUGACCCCUCAUUUUUCAUGCAGUUAACAUUUUCUAUCGGCAAUUUAAAAACAUUGAACAUUUAAAAUCCAAAUUAUGCAACAAUUUCCCCAACCCAUAUGCUCUGUGUUCAUACACAAUAUGCAAUAUCUUGUUUUUUUUUAAUUUUUGCCUGCAUAUAACUCUUGUUUUUUUAAUUAAAAACAAUAACACAACUCCAAGAUCCUUGAUUUUGAUAUUGAUGUCUGAAUGAAGAACCACUAGGUCCCAUUUUUAAAUGUUGUCUUCCUUUCAGUAAUGAAUUAUUUUUAUUACUAUUACUAUUAUAUUUAUAUCCUGCCUUUUUCCCCAGACCAGGACUUGAAAGCAGCUUAUACAAAUUAAAACAACACAGAUAAAAUACAGAAGGCUUAAAACAUAUAAAAUAUAGUAAUUAAAAAGUAAUUAAACUGGAGUAGAAUUAAAACAAUAUAAAAAACAGUUACAAUGGUACCUCAGGUUACAUACACUUCAGGUUACAGACGCUUCAGGUUACAGACUCCACUGAUCCAGAAAUAUUACCUUGGGUUAAGAACUUUGCUUCAGGAUGAGAACAGAAAUCAUGCUCCGGCAGUGCAGCGGCAGCAGGAGGCCCCAUUAGCUAAAGUGGUGCUUCAGGUUAAGAACAGUUUCAGGUUAAGUAUGGACCUCCGGAAUGAAUUAAGUACUUAACCUGAGGUACCACUGUAUAUUAAAAUACAGAUAGUAAAAGAAGCACAGCACUAUUCAAAAGCCCUUUCCUUAAAAAAAUGGUCCUGCAACGCCUGCUACAAUAAUGCAGUCUUUUCUUGCUGGUGGAAUAGCAGCAAGGAGUGAGCCAGUCUAGCUUAUUUAAGGAGCAGCCACCAAGAAGGCCCUCUUGAGAAAUGUAUCUUAGUGGUAAUUCUUUUGUGAAUGAAUUUUGAAAAGCAAUUGCAAUUGAGAUUUGUCAGGUGAGGAUUCAGCACUUGGAUGUGAAGGGCUGUGCAGAGGAUCAUGAAGGUAUCCCUUUUAUUUAUUUGUUACACUUAUCCCCUGCCUUUCCAUACAAAAGGUUUUUCUUCUGAAAACCAACCCUGUUUUUCCAUGCUCCAUCUUAUUGGCAAUUUCCCUUCUUGGGCAAGAUAGUUGAACAAGUGUACAUCACUUAUUUGGGAACACAACUGGAUAUCAGCACAGUUUUAUAAACGCCUACCAACCUGGCAUGUGGUCUCUUAAUAGCAUUGGGCAGGCCUUGAUUAACAGUUGCUGCCUGUUGAUUUAUCAAGAUUUUCCACCCCAUAGACGCUCUUAGAUCUUUGAUGCCUUUGGUAGUGUUGAUCAUGAGAUGUUUUUGGAAACACAACUGCGGGACCUGGCAGGAAUUCAAAACAUAGUUGUGGAGUGCCUGAUUACAGCAUGGAGGUCUGAUUUGUUAUCGUCCCUUUCGGACUCGGCCUGCCCUGUCCUGCCUCCUGCCCAGUGUUACAUGUUGAAUUACUGGGUAAGAUUACGUAUAAUCUAAUGUCAUCAAUAUGCUGAUGAUACCCAGCUCAUUAUUGUAGUUUAUCUGAGCCAAGCUCUGCAGUCUUCCAGGUUCAAGCCACAGCUGGAUAUUUCAUUAUGAGUGCUAAAGAAGUGCUUGCUUGAUUCAGUGUAAUAGAACAAUAUCCCAAUAGAACAAUAUGCCAUCUCAGUGUAAUAGAACAAUAUCCCAUCCUUUCUUCGGUGCAGGGGUGAGUAUAAUUAGCCUUGGACAGGUGAGAACAGCCAUACAAGUUGUGGAAGGGCAAAAUUAUCCACCUGCAGCUUUACACAUAAUUUAAGUUUGUGGUUUUUUUGUUUUUUAAAUUUUUGGUAUGACAUGCUUCGAUAAGGGCUUCCCAUGUUCACUUAAACUCUGAAAUGUAGAGAAAUUUGUGGGUCAUGCCCUUAAUAGGCAUACUUGGGCAAUGUGGAUCUUCUGUGGUUCAUUCCAGCUUCACCACUACUUUAUUUAUUUAAUUAAUUUAUGGAGCGUUUCCAAUAAAACUUCUUGAAGCAAAGUAACAAUACAAGCAUCAGCAAAUAAAAAACCAUUUCAGUUUCAGUGCAGAUACAAACUGGGAAAUCUCCACUUAAAAGGCUUGUAGGAAAACGAAGGUCUUCAGUAGCUCCUGAAAAUAAAAUAUAGAGAUGGCUGCCAGAGGCACAGUGUCACGUGAACCUGAGUCUACUAAACACAUGAGUCCAUAUAACUGAAUCAAUCAGUCCAUGUUCCAAGCACCUAACUGGUGCUUGUAAAACUGCAAGGUAUGCAUACAUCCUGGUUUUAAUAUAGAAAGCAUUAAAAGUAGUAGGUCCAGUUUGCCUAAGAGACCCCCUCUUCUUCCAUAUUUUAUAUUUAAAUUAUGGCUGCUUGUUGUGAUCCAUGGGGAUGCCCAAUAUUGUGGUGGCCCAAACAAGGGGAAGUUGGUAGUUCCUGGUUGCCCAAGCAAGACGGCGAGGAAAAAGAAGGCUAGGUAAAGGCAGCGCCUAGGAGGGAAAUAAAGGUGGGGGGUUCAGGACCAUGGAUAGGGCUCUUGCAGUGGAGACGAAACAUUCAAGUUGUCUUAGUGAGCAACUGGCUGAGUUUUGCAGCAGGCCUAGGUAGUCAUUGACUAAAUGCUCCAUUCCCCGAGUGCACCUCCCGUCAGUUAAAGGACCUUGUUCUUUCUUCUGUAGCCAUCGGUUUCUUCAAGGUAGUGGGGUUUCCAGCUAUGGAAAUCUCCAUCUCAUCCUCACAGUUGCAAUUCUGGAGGACUAACUCCAAGGAGGUCUCUUCUAGGAUCAUGACUCCCAAGACGGCAUAUGGGUUUUUGUUUGUUCAUUUAAAAAGACAAUCCAAUAAAACACAUGAUUAUUUUUUAAGAAACAAAACCCAGUAGCAAAAUGUCCCAUCACAACCUCUUAAAGAUCCACCAAGUGUGUAAUCUUUACUGUUGCAUGUGUCAUUGCUUUGAUAAGAGAAAUAAUCUCUUCCUGUCCCACUCUUAUUUAUUUCAUGGAUGUUAUAUACUACUUGUUUGUAAAAAUUCUCAAAAAAAUUAUCAAAGCAGUUUACUCUUUUGGUGAAGAACACUGUAGCUAACACCAUGCUAUAGAUAAUCAGAAACAAUAACGGCACUAAGCGAAAUAAAACAUGUCAUACAUUAUAAUAACAAUAAAAUCAAGCUGCCCCGAGUAGCCAGAGCAACCCAGUCAAAUGGGCAGGGUACAGUCAGUCUAGCUAACUAUUUAGCAAAUGCAAAAUAGUAGUGCGUUCUUGGCAGCUGCUUUGCACUUGCAGAACUCCCUCUACUUUGAGGCCCAAUGAAGUGCAAGCCUGAACAUCUUUUACAAUUAUUUCUUUGGGGGGGGGGUAGUAUUGGUUUGUUUGUGUUUGUAUAUGUAUACAGUGGUACCUCGGGUUACAUACGCUUCAGGUUACAUAUGCUUCAGGUUACAGAUUCCGCUAACCCAGAAAUAUUACCUCGGGUUAAGAACUUUGCUUCAGGAUGAGAACAGAAAUCGUGCUCCGGCGGCACAGCGGCAGCAGGAGGCCCCAUUAGCUAAAGUGGUGCUUCAGGUUAAGAACAGUUUCAGGUUAAGAAUGGACCUCCGGAACAAAUUAAGUACUUAACCUGAGGUACCACUGUAUGUAUAUGUAUGUGUUUGUCCUUGUUUUUAUUAUGUAUUUUGUAUUCCUCUCUGCCCCAAGAUCUGUGGAUGAAAGGUGGUACAUAAAUAAAAUAAAAUAAAAUAAUAAAAUAAAUUUAUAUUCCACCCUUCCUCCAAAGAAGCCCAGAGCAGUGAAGGUUUAUGUGAUUAAUACAGUUAAGAUAAAAACAUCUUUAAAAUAAGUUUACAUAUUUGUAAAUAACACAUACAGUGGUACCUGGGUUUACGAACUUAAUCCGUUCCGGAAGUCCGUUCUUAAACCAAAACCGUUCUUAAACCGAGGUGCACUUUCCCUAAUGAGGCCUCCCACUGCCGGUGCCCUUCCGCUGUUCGAAUUCUGUUCGUAGACCGAGGUAAAGUUCGCAAACCGGGACACUAUUUCUGGUUUUGCGGAGUUCAUAAACCAAGUAGUUCAUAAACAGGGCUGUUCUUAAACCAAGAUACCACUGUAUUUGUAAGAAUUUCAAGCUGCACUUUGGACAUGGGGUGGGUGGGUAGACAUUAGUAGGUUUCGGGGCUUUAGAUCCUAGUGCAUAUUUAGUUCUUAAAUUGGAUUUUAAUUUGAUACUUGGUGGGAUAUUCUGUCUUUUUCUUUUCCUGAAUUCAGUAGGACCAUCUAAAAGCCUUCAGGACUGAAAUGGCAGUUACAUCAAUAUUACAUUAGUCAAGAAAUGGAAGUGUUCAUAAUGUCAUAACAAUGCAGUCAUUUGGUAACACAGGUUUUCAUUGAAAUAUGAAUUUUUACAGUGGUCUGUUAAUUGUAGAUGAUGGUGUGCUAUACUAUGGUAACUUGCUCAUUUUUUAUGUUUGCUCAUAAAUUUACACGCACUUUUUAUCAGUUCCUCUCAUAUUCCUCUGUUUUGUCAUAUGUACAUUGAGUAGGAAACUCAAUAGUAGUGGGUUCAACUGGUUCAUAGAGAUGACCAAACAGGACCAUGCACAAUUGUUGCAGCCAGGGCAGGAAUUGGGGCAGAGGCUGGGGGCGUGUGGGUGGGUGGGUGUCCUCACCCCUGCAGGCUUUUUUCUUCUUACCAUCCUACCAGUGGGGUGGAGAAUAGCUUUUCAGCUCCAAGGAGUCAUAGAUUGGGGCCUGAUCUGUAGAUGUUUCAUCGUAAUGAGCAGGCUUUGGAUGUGGUGUCCCCAGUCCCCACUGCUGGUAAAAAGACCAUCAGCCACAGACCUUUCUUUACUGAAUUUUCUGCAGAUGUACAGGGGGCCUUCAGACUGCAUAGUGCUGCCCCUCUGGUGGAGGUGCUGUCUGGGAGCAGAGGGGCACCUCAGCCGGCCUUUGUAGGGCGCUGACCCUAAAUAAAAUUCAUUAAACGUAAGCCCUAUUUAUUGCAGUGGAGCAAGCUUCCCAAAGAAAGGUGCAGUUGUAAGAAUACUUGCAAGCAGUUCUCCCCCCCCCCCCCCAGAAAAAAAGUUGCCCGUCCUCACCAUGGAGAUGUUACAGUAAAUGCCACGUUUUUUAACAACAAGAAAAAGAGGUGCCGGUACUGCGUACCCUUGAGCAUCCCCUGAAAAAAAAGGGCACUGCUUGCAAGAAAGUAAGUCCUAUAUCCCUUUCCCAACCCCCCUGGGAAAAGGAUAUAGGUCAAGAGAUAAACAUCUAUGAAUGGAGAAGGACCCAGACAAAAAUCCCACAUAAACUAAUACCAGCAGACCUAAAAGAAAAUAUUGGAAAUAUCCGAUUUCAGUGGUACCUUAUCUCUCACAUACUAAGGGGAUGCUUAUUCUGGGACUUGCUGAACAUCGGGCUGUUCUGGAGCCUAACUGGUAGCUCAGUUAAUGAAAUGAUAGGAUACACCUUACUACUGUAUUAGAAAUAAAAUGUAUGAUUUGGGUUAUUUACAGGAUCAGAUAGCAGCAGUUGAUACGAAAAUAACUGUGAAAAUAUGCAUAGAAAACUGAAAGAAAAAUAAUCCCCCAUUAUUAAAUGAAUGGUUUGGGGUGGCAGUGCGGAAUGGAGCAUUGUAACUGAUUAAAUUAACAUUUAAGGAAGACCAGAACUUGAGCAAACAUUUGGAACACUGGUCACUAUUAAUUACUUUUUCAAAGAAAUUGUGACAAUAUACCACCCUGCCACUUUCUCACUGCUGUAAAAAGCAUUUCCUCUUUACUUUGGUUUGCUGAUAAUUUGUGGUUACUUUAUAUUUAUUUUAUCCAUCAUUUAUUGAUGUUACUUUCCUGUUGUUGUUUUUUGUUUAUGCCUAUUCUAGUCUGCAUUGUUAUGUUGAUUUAUAUAUUUUGGAAAAGUAAUUAAUUAAAAAAAAAUUAAGAAGGCAAAACCUGUUUAAUGGGUUUUGAGCAAACCUGUCUAGGGUGUGUCUUUCAGCGAGUUGUGGAUUCUAGGAGCAGAUGUUAAAAUGCCCACCAUCAAAAUAUUUUGGCAAGACAUGCAGCUCAUUGAAAGUAUUGUUCCUUGCAUCUUCCUGUUGUAUUUAAGUCUGCUUUAAUUAAAAAUUAUAUAUCCCUUUGAAUAAUAGAGAGAACGCAAAGCCAAAUGAGUAUGCCUGUGCCCCAGUUACUGAAGGCUUCAGAUAAAAAUGGUUUGCUUGUCUCCUGUCACUGUUAACAGAAGACAGAAGUUUUAACUGCCUUAUCAAAAAAGAUAAAGUAUUUGUUCUGUUACUUUUAACAUGAUAUGAUUGGGUUCUUUCAUCUCUGCCUCCCCCCUCAAAGAAAAAGUGAUGCUUGUAGGCCUACAGAUACAGCAUCUUCAAACUACAAACUAAGCAAAAGUCGCAGAGAGAUUAACAUAAUCUCUCAAGACACCAGCAUACUAGCACAAUGCUGAAAUCUUUGUUGCCAUCUAGUGGGUAUCCCUGUUGUGUGCAUGAGGUUGUGUUUUGCUGCUAAAUUUAUAAAAGCUAUCCUUCUGGCAAAGGAUGGUGCCAUUCCAUUAAAGACUGCUUCUUGGGUCUCAGAAGGAAGCAGUCCUAAUCUUUACUCGGACUUCUUUAUUUUAAGAUGUGCAACUACUCAUUCUACAUGCCUAUUUUAUAGUUGUGUUUUUCAUCUUUUAAUUUUUGUCUAUGGUUCUCUCGGUUUUAUAUACAUCCUGAAAUGAAAUAAUAAUAAACAGCAUUACAAAAAAAGAAGGGGGAGACAGCCCUAUUUAACCACCUGAGAGAUAUCACUUCUAGGGGUGCCACACUCUUUCUACUGCCUUCUGCUUUAGCACAACAGACUUUAGCUAGGCGACACCUAUUUUUGUUGCCUUUUAACCGCUGCUCUCUCCAACAACCUUUUCGGAGCUCAGAGGCAUAUUCUAUUUGGAUUUAUCAGACCGAAAGAUCGAUUGCCCCAUUCUGAACUGAGGCUGACUUGGAAUUUGGUGGCUGCUUUAGUCAGGGCCACAUCAUACCUGCCUGUUUCUACCGGUCUUGCUUGAUCUGGGAGCAGUGGCUGUUUUCUGUCACUUCUCAGCCACAGUCCUUAUUUUCCAGCACAGUGUCUAAGAUUUUCCCGAGUCCUGUGGAAGUGUCAUGGAGGUUGUGGUCGAACCCUGAGGAGGAGGAGGAAGAGCUUGGGGAUUUGAUCUUGAGGAUGCUGGGGAGGAUCCCAGGGGGUGAGGUCAUGGAGAUGCACCCUCCAAAGAAGGCUCAGGCCAAUUCUCAGAUUGCUUCCAAACGUGCAUCCUGCAGCUUCUCUAGCUGUGGAGCCACCUCUGGCACCUUCACUGUUAUGCAGGAACGCCCCCCCCCCCCUUUCAGGCGAGGCAGCUGGGAGUAAACCGGAUGCCAAGCCAGCGCCACUCCACCUUUGUCACCUGGAGACUACAGCACUGACUCACACAACAGCACCUAACCUGCCCAGUGGACGGAGUGCCUGUUUGCUUCCCAGACUCCCAACCGCUUGCAGCACUCAAUAUUGUGCUCACCCCAUCCUUCAAAAGGAAAGUGCAGGGGGCAUGUCACUUAUUGGUUCAAGAUCUUAGCUUGUGCCUAGCUAUGCCUUUGCCCUCUCAUGUAACGGCUGAUUCUUGCAACCUGUGACUUGCCUUAUGUACUGUUCUAAUCUGAAAAUAAACACCUUUAGCAAAACUGGAGUUCCAGUUCCUCGUGGGUCUGGCAGUGGUUGACAGAAGGUAGGCCUAAGUUGGUCUGCCUUGCUGGAAUUGGUGCAUCAGUGCCAUUUGAGUGUGCUUUGUAAACAGCCUUGCAUUUGAUCAUACCUUGGGCACAUAAAAUGCUUUUCUUUUCCCUUUCAUUUUUAAAUCCAAUAUUUACAUUUUGCUUUUUUUAUUUUAUUCAGGUCAAUAACAUCGGGAAACUGAAAGAUUUUCUUCUGCAGCACAGGAAAGAUUAUAUUAAUGCCUACAGGUAAGUAUUGCAAUAGGAACAGUGGGUGGGUUGGUGGUGAAGAAGGAAAACAUUCAUGGACUGAUGCACUCUCCCUUUGUGGAAAGCUCUUGUGCUAAAUUUCCACUCUGAUUACUGAACCUGUGCUCAUAGUCAAAGAAUGUUAAAUUGGUUUCCCUCUGAACAGGAAGAAUAAAAGGUUGUGGUAAAAAAGAAAGUUGUGUUUGUUUAAUGAAAAGAAGUUUUCGAACCUUGUCUGUUGUGAUGGAUUGAGAUGGCUGUGGAUGCAUGGAUUCCAGUUCAUACCUACAGCCUAUGCACUAGGAAGUUUCUGCCACCAGCUCCAGCCAAAAGACCACAGCCACUUUAGGGAUGAAGCCUGCACAUGGAAUCUGGGGGACAACCAAGCUAGCUGCCACCACCUCGCAUCACUGCCAAGGAAGUCUUUGGCCUGCUUCCCUUUUCGGCUUCGUGCCACAGCCUGUAGUGUAGAGGUGCUGUCUUGCUCAUGAGGAAAAGUUCUUUGAACUUGAAAGUCACUUCAGUCAAAACCCAAUGUUCAUUUUAAAAAACAAAGACUUGUGGUCUGGGUAAGAGGAAUAAGAAGUGGAAUGUUGAAGGAAAAUCAAAAGAUUAUUUCACAUUUGAAUAUCUAGGCAGUUUCUAAGUGCAGAUGUGCCCAAGCAGAGAUGAAGGACAACUGCUUGAAGUGUGGAAGAAAAAGCUGAUGGUUUCCAUAGUGGGAGGGAAAAUAUCUUUUGAACACACGCACACAUGUAUAUGUACCCUGUUUUUUCACUGACAGGGAUUCAAGGCAGCUUAUGGAUAAAAAUAAGAAAUAAUCUCUCUUUAAUUCUUUUUAGUCACGUGUUAGAAUGGUUAAACCACAUCACCAGGUGGCAGUGUUCAUCUUUUGGAUUUAAUAAUGGUAUUUAUUUUAUGAGAAGAGGUAACUAGUGUGGGAGCAACACGCUGACACUAGUUGCAGUGGACUUAAGGAAACAGAAGCGGAGUGUGCUAAAAUAAAAUUAACAACGCUGACUGUUUCCCCAGCCAUGUCAUGUCUGAGUAUGUGCGGAUGACAGACACUGAGCGAGACCAGAUUGACCAGGAUGCCCAGAUCUUUAUGAGAACAUGUGCUGAUGCAAUUCAGCAACUCAGAACAGAAGGUAAAUUGAUUAAAAUAAUGUGUGAGUUAUGCCAGAUGUUUAAAGCGUUUAUCUGCGAAGCGUAAUGCUUUUGUGUUUCUUUGUUUUUUUAGCACACAAGGACAUCCAUUCCCCACAAGUGAAGCAGCACAGAGAAGCUGUCCUAGAUUUCAUUGGAGACUAUUUAAAAAGUAUAUAUUUUUCUUGAAAUUGUGGUGUUUUUUAUUUUGUCUAGCCAUAAUUAUUUUCUUUAAGCUUAGACCAAAAUGCUCUGCAUUGCUGUAGCCUUUUCAUAAGUGCUUCCCUGUUUCCAUUGCUGGGACAGCUAGAGAGCCAGAGUUGCCGGGUGACAAUAAGGCAGUGGUGUAGGGAGGAAAGUUAUAGAUAUGUUGUGUCCCAAGUAACAUUUGUGGGCAACUGGAACCUUGAAUUUCAAUGCACACAAGUCAACUGGCUUUAAAAAAGCAAAGCAGAUUUCAAACUGACUUUGGAAGGAAAGCUAACAGGAGAAGAGUUUAAGUUAACUCGUUAGGGUAUCCCUAACAAGUCCACUAAAAUUAACAAGCCCAUCAAAAAUAUUACAGUUGCAAGCGGUAGAUACUUAAAGAGGGAGAAAAAUACUUUUUUUGUGCUAACACUAGAAGCCUUAAAGUCAGAAUAGGUUUGAAGUAAGAAUAUUGAACCCUUAAACUUGGUGGAGCAUCAUCACUGGUAGGUUGGGACAGCACUCUUUUGCUAGAUUAGAGUGGUUCGUGACAUCCUGAAGUGCAGUUAAUACUAAAUACUGUAGGUCAAUAGUGGUUGUAAUGGAUUUAGGGGUUGCUCGUGCGUAGGUUGCCGCCACUGCUGGCGAGGUUACCUGGUUAAACCCUUCCUGACUGAACAGCCUCCAGCAUCGUGACUGUCUCAGUCGCUGGCAGAAUCCGUCAGUGGGCGUUUCUUAAACCUUUUCCAGCAUAAAAGUUCCUUGACGCCAAGUCUCCUCCUACUCUCCCUGCGCGGAAGUCUUCUGCGCAGGGAGGGUGUGGGCAGCGGAGUACCCGUACUCUCUCCGCUGGUCUCCGGCGAGGAGUCUUGGAGCCUCCUCUCCGAUUCCCCAAUCUGCCCCCCUUCUCCACUGGUGUUAUGCUGAUUUCCUUCCCCAGCAGAUGGGCUGCCUCUCUCCCUACUGGGACCCUCUCCGGCAUCCCUCUGGAGCCUUCCCUCCGCCUCUAGCUCCGAUGGCAGUUCCCUGACAGUGGUAAACUACAGCCCUUCAUAGUUUUGAACCCCUGAUAUGGGAUGCGGAUUAGACUGAGGCUUAGUGUAGCUUUCAACUACCCUGCAGUGUUGUCUAUUCCUUUUGUUAGGAAACAAAGGGGGAGCACAUAGUAGAAAUUUUAUAAAGUUAUGAACAAUGUGAAGUGAACUUUAUUCUGUGCAGACUACUUUUCUCUUAAUAAAAAAUUAUAAUUCAUGCCUAUUCAAUAAAAUUGAUUGGUAAUAAAGUUCAGAACACACAACUUUGAUAAAAUCCAUUUAUUAGGUAUAGUGAGAACAGGUCUACCAAUGACUAUUAGCUCUAAUAGCUCAAAAAUUGAUCCUCUAUGUUCAGAAGUGCUAUGUCAAAGAGGUAGCAUAUACUACAGAGGUGGUAUAUUGUCAGUCAGACAUCCAUCAUAUUCAACCUGUGAGUUUUACAGGUUCAUCUGGGUGGUUCCUGAUCUAGCAAGACAUUUUUUAUGUUAAUGUAUACCAUUUUCCUCUUGUUUACAUGGCAUCUUCAUAACUAUAAAGGAGUGUGUAAGCUGUAUUCAGAACAAAGGGCUAUCCGGGUCAAGCGAGUAGUUGAUAAGAAAAGAUUGUAAGUAAUAUUCCUUUAAAUCCGUGCUUUUGAUUUUCUUUGGAACUCUCAUUAAAUCUGUGAGCAGGUGAUGGUGUUUCCUACUUGGCAGGGGGUUGGACUCGAUGGCCCUUGUGGUCUCUUCCAACUCUAUGAUUCUAUGAUUCUAUGAUUCUAUGAAAUGUCUCAAUGAUAAAUAGGUAUGUUCUUCAUUCACUUGCCUCAGAAAGCCAAACUGCACCUUACAAGGGAUGCACAAAAGCGCAGGAUCCCAAAGAGGAAGAUUCUCCUGCUUUGCUCCUCCCCAGUCCUUUUCGUUUCUUCACUGCUUUGGUUUGGUUUAGUAUGUCGUCAGAAUCUGGGCUUGUGUAUAAGCUCUCUCCUCGCUAACCACAAAUCAUAGGCAAGAACGAAACCUUGGCUGCUGCUGAAGGAGAGAGCUUAACCACAAGCCUGGGUUUGCAUGACACCCUAAGACAUGGGUAGGCAAACUAAAGCCCAGGGGCUGGAUCCGGCCCAGUUGCCUUCUGGAUCCGGCUUGAGGACCGUCUGGUGUGGAUCUGAUUGUUCGGGCUGUGCUAGUGCACGCGUUCGGCAGCGCCUCCUCCCUCCCUCCUCCUGGCUUCUGCCUAGAGCUGAGAGGAAAGGGGCAGGGCUUUGUUGGUGACAACAGCAGCAGCGCUAGCGCUCAAGCGGCCGCCAUUGUAAGCAGGCUCAAUUCGGGCUUUGUUGCUGCCAGCCCCUCUCCAGAGCCCUUUUGUGCGCCGCUCAUCAUCCCGCCACCGCCAGCCCCUGCCCUCGCAAGACACAGGUAAGCAGCCACCGGGGCUCGUCCAGUGCUGUGGAGAAGGGAGGGGAGAGUCGGGGUGGUGGCUUACCUGAGUAGAAUAUGUCCUUUUAUUUAAAAUGCAUCCCUGGGUUAUUUGUGGGAAUUCGUUCAUUUUUUUCCAAAAUAUAGUCCAGCCCCCCACAAGGUCUGAGGGACAGUGGACCAGCCCCCUGCUGAAAAAGUUUGCCAACCUCUGCCCUGAGACAAACCUUGGUUUAGUUGAGUACAACAUGGGAGUAAAAACGUUUGGGGCGGAGCAAUACAGAUGCAAACUCCUCUCCAGGAAUUUGCAUGGUCCUAACAAGCCAUCCAUAGCUUCACUUACUGCAGCUUGCACAAGAAGGCGUUCUCCCUCUUCCAUCUCUCUUUCUCACGCCCACAUACUUUUUCUCCAGUUUUGAGUGUGACACAAACAUUGAAUUUCUUUUUACUUUCUUGUAGAGUUGGUUUACAACAACCUUCCAAGGGUUUCGUUUGUUUGCUUCCCUCCAUUUUUAUCUUGCCUUUGGUGUUCUGUAAGGCUCUCAGGGUAACUUAGUUUCAUUAAACUCUGCUAAAGGUUUGCCAUGUUAAUUCAGCAGCAAAGUGAAGUAUUAAUGUGGGGAAAUGCACGUGCCUGGAUGCUUAGCCGUUCUUGCCUCAUGUCAUUGAAGCCACUGCUGUUAGACCUCAUGCCGAAAAAUGGGAAGAACCAUGUUUCUCUUCCUUACUGAGACUAGUAGCUUUAAAGUGUAUGUUCACAGGAGUUUUAGGGGAAAUGAUUCGGAGGGCCACAACCUCUCCAACCUGCAAUUAUUUCCUAAUAGAGCAACCAUCAAAUCUGGGCAUAAUAGUAGGAAGCGGAAACUUCUGGAUCUUUAGACUCAACCCCCACACUCAUGGACUUAAUCUGGAGGGCAACACUUAAUUUCUCUCUUGUUAUUUUUUAUUUUAAAAAGCCUUUUGUACAUGCCACACUUCUUAAAAUUAUUCUGAGUAUUCUUAAUGCAAAGGUGGAGAUGUUUUACAAAGCAGUGUUAAAUCUCUCUAUUCCAACAUUUAUUUAUUUUCCAUGUAUUAUUGCUGAGUAUUGGUCAGCACCUUCCAGAGCCUGUUUAUUUACAGCGCUGCCUGACUGGUUUUAAGAUUACAAAACCAGUCGUGUAGAGCACCUGCUUUCCCAGGUAGGACUGGGAGAGACUUGUGCCUUUAAGCCUGGAGAUCUCUUGCUCAUCAGUGUAGACCAUGGUUCUUCAACCUUGGAUCCUCAAGGCUAGGGAUGAUGAGACUUGUAGUUGUUCAACAUUUGGGAAUGCAGGAACACUGGUGUAGACAGUACUGAACUAUGUGGACUAAUGGUCUAGUUCCAUAUAAGGCAGCUUCUUAUGUUCUGCAAUUUAUUACAGAAAAUAUACAUAUUUUAGCACUAUUUCCAGACACAUAAUUCAUUAUAGAAUAGAAGCAUCAUUUUUAAAGAUCUGUACAUGGCUCUUUUGGGAAAGCAAUUGCAAAGUUCCAGAUGCCACCAGAGCAGCAACUGUUAGCUCUUACUGCAUGAAAGGAACUUGACGUUACAGAGGCAGGCAAGGAGGAGGGGUAUCUCAUCUGUUGCCUUAUCAUAUGGCACCACAGUGCCAAUUGCUGUGUGUAUAAACCUGCCCCAACUUUCCUCCAGCUGAAGGGAGAGAUGCGCUAUUCCAGCAUAAUGGACCAUGGUAUGAGCCUGUAGCUGCACUUGAUUUUGGUUUGCUUGCUCUUAAUUGUUUAUGUAUUUGCUCAUUUAGAUCCAGGCUUGAGCCAGAACAGAGUGAUAAAUCCAAAGUAACUUCUUCUCCUGAAAGAACUGCUCAAACAACUUCGGAAGAAUCUGAAGAGAAACUCACUUGUGAAGACAACAGAGGUGAUAUUUCAGUCCGGUUCUGUGUCCAUGUUCCACUUUUUAGCGGUGGUGUGUUUGUAUGUGAUGAGCAUUUGCUCAGGUUUUUUGCACUUUGGCAUUUGUUGAUUCAGCAGUGAACAGUGGGUUUACUGGAAAUCAUGGGACAUGGGGGCCCGGAGUGUGACAUGGGGAGAAACUUGUCUGCUUUGGCCUUCCCUGAAAGACCUCAUGGGAGUGAGAGAGAAGGAGACUCUACAGACAGGGAUGCAUGGUUUCUCCUAUGGGGCUUCAGCAGCAUAUGGGUCAACUAGAAUAAUUCCAGUCCGUCCUGAACUGACUGAAAACAAUGCAUCCACUACAGACUGGGUUACUGCAAGAUUGGAUUUCUGCAGUGCACUCUCUCUGGGGUUUCCCUUGCACUUGAUCCAGAAGCUGCAGUUAGCGCAGAGUGCUGCAACACUCCCAAGGCCUUGUCAGCAUAGAACUGGUGUGCUCAGAGGACUGCUUCUGGGCCAGGUUCAAGGUGUGGCUAUUAGUACGCAAAACCCUUAAUAAUUUGGGACCAGUUUACCAAUGAGAUGGCCUUACCCCACAUGUGCCCCUUUGACCGCUUUGAUGGGCUGAAUUUGCACCACCACAUAUGCCAUAUAAUACCCAUCCCACAUUUUUAAGAGAUUAAUCGUUUAGUGUGGCAGCGCUUACGCUCCCUGUCUGUUGAGAUUAAGCAGGUGCCUUCACUGUACAGUAGUACCUCGGGUUACAAACGCUUUGGGUUACAAACUCCACUAACCCGGAAGUAGUACCUCGGUUACAAACCUUGCCCCAGGAUGAGAACAGAAAUCACGCGCCAGGGGUAGUCCCAAUUAGCAAAAGCGUGCCUCAGGUUAAGAACAGUUUCGGGUUAAGAACGGACCUCGGGAACGAAUUAAGUUUGUAACCUGAGGUACCACUGUACUCCUUUUCGGUGUUUGCUAAAAGCAUCCUUGUAUCAGACAACCCUACCUCAAUUAGAAAUCUGUUUUAAUAUUUUAAUAUUUGUAAUUUUUUAAAAGUAGGGUUGCGAAUGUUUUCUUGGUUUUACUGUUCGGUCAUCUAUAAACCACUGUUCCAUUACAAUCAAGCAAUGUAUAAAUUUUCUGAAAUAAAUAAGUGUGCAAACGUGAAAAUUGCAUUCCCCCUGUGUUUCAUGUAGGAGACAGGCUGCUAUGGUGACCAGAGCUAAUCUGGGACUAAGGGCACCUGCUUCUGUGAGCUCUCUCCUUCCCCUUUUUCUUGAUAUUCAUCCCGGUUGCAGUUGCCUAACAAUAAGAGCACUGGCACUGGUAGUACUUAAAAUUAAUUGGUUCCUAGGGGCUAAUAAAGGGAACUCGGUGGAAUUAACGUUCUGUCUGCCAAGCGUUGCAUCUUGCCAGGUGGACCAGGCGGCCCUCUCCUCUCCCCACCUUGCUGUUUUUGGGGGUUCUCCCAGUCCCCUCCCAGCCAAUUUUGGGUAAUGUAGGGGAAGCAGGGGAAGCCCUGUUGUGCAAGCAGAAGUCCUUGUGUGUAGUAGAAUAAUCUUCCCCACUCUUUCUCUGUUUGUAGUUCUGUAAGCUGACUUUUUCUGGUUUUGCCAAUAUUGUAAAUAAGCAUAGGGCUGUAGGUGAUAGCUGGCACUUUUAAAUGAAAACCACAUUGGCUUUUUGUUCAAAGUGUGGAUAUAGUUAAAGCAAACAUGAAUAUAUCCUUCAGUUAAACAAAACAAUCUGAUUUCAGAGCUGUGUACUUCAAUUAACAUAGCUUUAGUUUGCAGAAUUGGUACCAUUGAAUGCAAGAGAGAUUAUCUGCUUCUGAAUAAUAAGCAGAUAUUCUGUUCACAGCACCAGUGUGUACCUUACGCAGGGAAAGGCUAUUUCUUGUCAAACCAGCAUCAUUUCCCUUCCCAGUUCCUUCAGGCAGUGUCAUUUUUUGAGGUAGGUCAUCAGAUUUCAUAAAGGUUGCACAAGAAGGUGGGAGAUGGGGAAAAGGCAUUUCCGGAAAAAGCUAUCAAACCUCUGGCAUUUGGGGGGGGGGAGUUUUUUAGUUUUCAGUGCUUGAUGUUGUAUUGUGUUUUUACUAUUUUUGUUGGGAGCCAUCCAGAGUGGGAUAUAAAAUAAUGUUGUUGUUGUUGAAGCGUAAACAGAAGGGAUUUUUUUAAAAAAAUCAGGAAGUAGGAACAAAAGAUAUGGAACUGGGUGUGAAUUAAUGAAACCACUGCCACAGUGUCCUUUCUCUUGGCAGAUCAAGAUGAGCAGGUGACAGCAAAGGUUGCAAGGUUUUUAGCUGGGGCAAUCAAAAUAUUUGACUGUUGAUUUAAAACCCUAAAAUGUAUUUUAUAUAAUUGACUUUUUACUUCUAUUCUUUAUAUAUCGUAUUGUUGUUUUAUUGCUAUGGCCGAUGGCUGUCGCAAAUAAAGAAUCAUUAAUUUUUAAAUGAAUACAUAAUAAUAAAAGAACCAUGGAAUAUUAUGUUAAUAUAUAAUCACAGUGGAGAGACUCUUGUUUCUCCCUUGAAAGAAGAAAUGUAGCUUUGAUUUAAUGUGGCAGGGGCCCUUUCCAUGCCACUGUCACUGUUCCAAAAAUGUUUCAUCUGCCUUUUUCAGCCUUUGUUUUAAUAAAGAAGAGAACAGUAAUUCCAGACACCAUGCCUAGUUACAGAGCCUAAUGUGGGAGGUGUCUUUCAGUAUAAUACCUCAUCCAGAAUUGUUUUUAAACAGAAGUCCCCUGAAAGGCUUCCCAAGAGAAGCGAGCAUCUCACACGGCAACAUUGCCGGUCUAAUCGAAAACACUUUCAGAGACAAGAAUAUAAACAAGUACAAAUUAAGCAAAACACAUCUCACUCAAGGAUCUUGGUAGGAAAAUAAUGUUCACAACUAAUGGCAGGCUUCAAACAUAAAAUAAAGUGCAGCAGUACCCUAUCUAGUUUUGUACCCCUUGGAAAAUUGAACAGCCAACAUGCUUAAGUUGAGUAUGGAGACUUUUAACACUAUAUCCCAGCAGGUGCGUUUGGUGCCUUAACCCAGGGGUCAGCAACCUUUUUCAGCUGUGGGCGGUCCACUGUCCCUCAGACCAUGUGGGGGGCUGGGCUAUAUUGGGGGGGGGAAUGAACGAAUUCCUAUGCCCCACAAAUAACCCAGAGAUGCAUUUUAAAUAAAAUCACACAUUCUACUCAUGUAAAAACACCAGGCUGGCCCCACGAAUAACCCAGAGAUGCAUUUUAAAUAAAAGGACACAUUCUACUCUUGUAAAAACACGCUGAUUCCUGGACCGUUCGCAGGCUGGAUUGAGAAGGCGAUUGGGCCACAUCCGGCCCUGGGGCCUGAGGUUGCCUACCCCUGCCUUAACUGAUGUUACUUUUUGCCAGUGUUGAAAAUAUCAGAAAACCACUGGAUUCCGUUUGAAGGAAGACAAACAAAAACAGCUUGGGCUUUUCUAUAUGAAUGUUACAUUACACUAAAAUAUUCCACUCUCCCAGAGAGGUACCUCUUUUGGGGGUAGAAGUGUAAGCAUGGGUCACUUAUCCCCCCAAACCCCCUUUAUGUAAUGCAAGUAGGCAACUAAUAAUAUCAGGAGUGCUCUGGGUCAUGUUCUAAAAAGUACCUUUUUUGCAUAAUUUAGAAAUGUCUGCUGAUUGAAUGUGGAUGAUUCUCUGCCGCAGGGAACGGCAUAAAACAGCUUUUUUAGCACCCUUUUAAAACAACUUUUUAAGCACUGAACAUUCAGCCACUCAGCUGAUUCCUUUUUUAAAAUGUGAAGCUUUUAUCCCUCCCACCUUCCUUUGCCUUGUUUCUGCAAGCGGCACAAAAGGGUUUGAGGCAACCUCAGCUUUAAAGCUUCUGAAAGUGCAGUACUGUAUCAGUUAAGAAUAUGAGCAUCUCAACAUCUCCAAUAAGAGGAAGAAGUCUGGUGGCAGGAAUUAAAAGCUGGCUUUUAAAAUUGAGGCAAAUAAAAUUAUGGACAGUUCAGUUAUUGCUGAACUAGGAAUAAUAUUAAAUAGGUCUAGCAGUUUUUGGCUACAUGUUGAGCAUAGUUUGUUUCUUCUUUUGCAGAUAAGAAUGUGAUAGAUGAACACACUAAUUUUGGACUUUGGGGUGAUGGCAAAGGAGAAGAUGAGCUUUCACCUGAAGAAAUCCAAAUGGUAAGUUGCAUUUUCUACCAGUUUGUUGACGUUCUCCCUAGCUAGCUAUAUCUACGGAUAUUGAAAAUGGAAUAAGUCCAAUGCAUACACUGAGUCAUUUGCCUUUUCUGCUAAGCAACGCUUUAACAAAUGCACCCUGCGCGUUUGCUUCUCUGAUUCUUUUUGUCAGUACCUACUUAAAAUUCUUAAUCAUAUGAUUGGGAAGGUGAUUGUUGUCAAGCCAUUAUGUUCGUGGGAAAGUAUUUUUCAGCAAUUAAGACUGCCCUUUAAGAUUUUAAAUUAUUGCUUUAAAUCUCUACUAUAAAUAGUUAUUUCUGUUCACAAGCAGAUGGAGCUAUUCUAACAUUAAGAAUCAUAAAGAAACUUCCCAAAGAAGAUACUGUAAUUUCUUAUACUUACUUUUCCAUACUACCUCUGGCCUUCCAGAUGUGGAUUAAUUACAGCUCCCAUCAUCCAUUGCCAUUGGCCAUGCUUGCUGGGACGGAUGGGAAUUCUAGUCCAGCAACUUUGAGAGAGCCAAAGGUUCCCCAUACCUGGUAUAUGAUGAGGAUAUUAUUAUGAAUCCACUGGUACAAAAAUCUCUUAAGGACAUUUUAAGGGCCUUCCAUGCCACACAAUGCUAUUGUUGCAUUAUGAUGGGAUUUCAAGCUCAGUGCCUCAAAAUCAGAGGGAUCAGUGCUGCUUUCUGCUCACCUGGCCCCUCCCUCAUGUGGUGCGGUUGUGCUAGACCAGGCCGGCAUAGGCAAACUCGGCCCUCCAGAUGUUUUGAGACUACAAUCCCCAUCAUCCCUGACCGCUGGUCCUGUUAGCUAGGAAUCAUGGGAUUUGUAGUCCCAAAACAUCUGGAGGGCCGAGUUUGCCUAUGCCUGGGCUAGACCGAGGACAUAGGCAUUCGGGGCUAGGACGGGGAUACAGUGCCACCAGUUUCCCUUCAAACUUAAUUGCUUACCUUUUCUGAUUGCUUAUAUGGGACCAUAAUUCUGGAGACGUCUUGGGACCAUAAUUCUGGAGAGUUUUGUCUUUCAAGACAUGUAAGAUACAGCAGCAUAUGACCAUAUUUUGACUUAAUUCUCUUUAUGAAAUCAGUACACAUGUUGCUUAACCACAUCUCUACUUACCAUGCCUUUAACUAGAAAUUCAGAUAGGUAGGUGUUCAGUCAUUUUCUGCAUGUGAUCUUCUGCCUCCAUUUUGAUGUUUAAAACUGAAGGUCUUUGUUCUCAUGUGAAUGAAGGGAAAUCCAAUUUUUGUACACAAUCACAAUACAUCCUAUCAUGAUUGCAGUAACACUUCAAAGUCUCACUGAUUUCAAGGAAAGAAUUAAGAAAGCCCUUUAAUCUUUGAAAUACAGUGGUCUUGCAAUGCUCCACUCUACCUAGAUCAUACCUGUAAGCUCUUUCUCUUCAGCCAUGUAAUUGAAUUCUAAAGCAUCCAGCUAAUUAGCUAAGUGGAUUUCAAACAUUUUCUUUCUUCUCUUUAUAUACUCCUUUAUAUCAGGAAACUUAGACUGUCCAAUUUCAUGAAAAUUAUGCUAAAUUAAACUAGCUGCUAAGAUGGAAAGAAAUAUUGAAAACACUGCAGAAGUUUUAUAUUAAAAUGUGUUUGGGGAAAUUGCAACCAAAAGGGCUGCAGGCUGGUUUACGAAACAUUUUUAUGCGAUAAUUUGAAUUUUCCUUACCCCCGCUAACACAUUAAGGACUUUAUAGUUCUUAUAAGAACACGGCAUAGUGUUUAGUUAGAUAAAGUAAAAUCGUGUUCUGUUCUAUCUAAUUUUCCCAAGCUACUUUCAUUUUAUUGUUUUGUUCUUUCAGGGAAAUAAUUUGUUUUGCAUUUUAAAAUGUCUGUACUGGAACAGUAAUAAAGGACUUUAUUCUGGGUAAUAUAUCCUUUGAGUAGAUCCAUUAAAAUCAGUGGAACUACUUUGUGUAUAACUAAUGUUGGAUAUCACCCUCCGUUAACUAACUCGGGCUCUCUUUGUGUCAUUAUACAGGUUAUCACAUCACACCAUCAGUUUGCAACCACUUACCUUAUUUCUCUUAAGAAAAUCUGUGUUUGAGCAUUGUAGAAUCAUAUUUCCAGUUUCUAUCAUGUAAAUUAUUUUGAGUAUAUACUGUUCUGUCCAACUUCAUGUUCAUAUGACUGCUUUGUAAUAGAUUAUUAGUCCAAGAGGCUUUCCAAAAGCUACAUUUAUCUAAGAUAUGUUUUUGAGGAUUAAAGGGUCUUUCCAAAGGAACAUUAAAGUGAAAGUGCUCUCUAUAUUACAGGUUACUUUGCUUCAAAUAGGAAAGCACUGAAAAUCCUGACUACUCCUUUCAGAAAUUAAUGGGCCUAAUUCAGCAUUGUAAAACCCAACAUUGACCGUGGUGUAACUUACUCAGAUUGGUAGAAAGUCCCAGGUUCCUGGUAAACCGUAUUUUCCCGUGCAUAAUAUGCCCCCUAUUUUGGGGGGACUCCAAAUUAAGAAAACACCCCUCAGCACUACCCAUGUAUAAGACGAGCCCCAAUUUUAAACCUAAUUUUUUGGUAAAUAAACCUAGUCAAACAUGGAAAAAUACGGUAAUUAUCAGCCUUCAUAAGCAGUCAUUGCUGCCCAAGUGUUUGUGAAUGCUCCAUUUCCAGAGGCUUUGAAUCCCUGCACAUCAAAUUUCAUGGUUUAUUUUGUGGGUGUGCCUGAGGAUGGAAUGACCUUUGAGCCUUGUUGUUAUUAUUGUUAACUUUCUCUUCCCAGUUCGAGCAGGAAAAUCAGCGCCUUGUCGGAGAAAUGAACAGCCUGUUUGAUGAAGUGAGGUACAGCCUUCCCCGCACCCUCGCCUGCCCUUGCGGCACAUAGAAUGUGCUUUCCAAUCCACUUUAUGUACAUACAUACAUUUGUAUGUCACCUUUCCAUGCUCACGGUCGCACACAACAUGAAAACAGAUACAUAACCACCACAUGACAAAAGUAGUAAUUGCCCAGAUUACCAAACUGCGUGAUUUCCACACAAAACACAAGAAGAUCUAAAAUAAAGAUAUGAAAAAACCAACAGCAACAACUCCCCACCAACAGAAUGCCCCCAGCCCACGAGUCUGGUCAGCAGCCUCAGCUUUUGCAGCUGGAGUCAGUCAAGGCCUUCCCCUCUCCGGCCAGGUGGAAAAGGCCUGCAAGGCAGGGAGCAGGUCUUCCGGGACUCACAGCCAGGAUGGCCUCUGGCCUCUUCAGCAGCCUCAGCCUUUGUAGCUGGAGUCCGUCAGGGCCCCUAAUCUCAAGGUCGUGGAUUCAAACCCCACGUUGGGCAAAAGAUUCCUGCAUCACAGGGGGUCGUACUAAAUGACUCUUGUGGUCCCUUCCAACUCUACAAUUCUAUCAUUCUAGGUGGGGAACGGUCUGCAAGGCAGGGAGCAGAGCUUCACAGCCAAGAUGUAGAUAUAGUUUCACAGUUUCUUUUCAUAAAUCUGCUGCUAGAUAAGUGGAGCUGAAAGAUUCAUUUUACUGAGCUUAUGCACAAUUUGAACCACUCUUCAUGUUUGCUAGUUUUUUGAUAAAUUGGACAACACAGUUUUCUGACUAACACCACCUUAUACAGAGUCAGAAAUAGGUCAUCUUGCCCAUUUCAGCUAUCUUCAACCUGUUCAUAUCUAUCCACUUUUAACGUUAUAGGGAUACUUUAUUCUCUCUCUCUCUCUAUUACACAUCAAUACAGAAGCCAUUAGCUAGUGAUCUACUGAGUUAAAAUUUAUUUUUGCUAAUCUGCUUCGCUUGGCUUGCAAUUCUCCAUUCGUAAGAAAUGCUCCAUAUUACAUUUACUUAAGUUUGAAAGAAAUUAAAAAUGUUUGUACUUACAUGGCUUUUUAAUUUUUUUAAAUAGACAAAUUGAAGGGAAGGUGGUUGAAAUAUCUAGACUUCAAGAGAUAUUCACAGAAAAGGUCUUACAGCAGGUAAAUACCACAGGGAGGUGGUUGGUUGGCUCAUUGUAUUCUAGUAUUUUUCCAGUAGGUAAAAAGGCUGCAGUUAAGAGAGGCAAAAUGAGUGAUUGAGCACAAAAAGGCAGGCAUAGUAUAAGAAUAAAAUGUGAGUUCCAUAGGGACUCCACUGCACUGAAGGGGACUUCUGCCGCUCAAAUGGGCUUCGGGAAGAUGUCCUGGACAUGUUCAGGGGCAUUGCUGCCACGGAUGCUUUAGCUGAGAUUCCUGCAUUGCAGAGGGUUGGACUAGAUGACCCUCAGGGUAUCUUCCAACUCUACAAUUAAAUGAUUCUGUGCAGUUUGAUUAUGACCUGUUUUUUACUUUGUAUAUUUCAACUUACUUAAAAGGAAGCCGAGAUUGACAGUAUCCACCACUUAGUUGUGGGUGCAACAGAGAACAUCAAGGAAGGAAAUGAAGACAUAAGAGAGGUAAUGUCUGCCUCCCCCCCUUUUCUAAAAAUCAAAUACUACUUGACCUUAACAGACUGCCUGUAAUGUAUUUUGAGAGAACACUGACACCCUUGUUAGUCAGACACAUGGUCCUUCCUCCAUAAAGCCACUUUUAAAAUGUUCUUAAGGAAAACAAAUCUCAUCCCUGGGCAAGUAAUGGCAUGGUCUUUGGGCUUUGCUUUCUCCGCAUCAAUAGGAAAUAAACGCCCAUUUUACAUGAAGACUUGAGAAGCUUCUGGUUUCAGCAGCUGGGUCUUGAAAAAAAGUGAAAUGGUGGUAAUAGUCUGAGUAUACUUAGUGCUUACUAGAGAAAGCUAUUUCAUCCUUUAUCUUCUGUUUGUUGAAGUCUUGUGCAUAAAACUGAGCCAGAUGUUUAAUCGAAUUUAAGUUUUUCCAGGCUGCUUACUAUGUUGUUGUUGUUUAAAAAAGGGUGUCUAAAAUAGGAACUCCCGGUAGAUGUAACUUUUCAUCAGUGGCCAUAGAGGGCCUUUCACCUGUGAUAUGACCCAAGAUUUGCAGUUUCAUCAACCCAAACACUGCUUCAGUCUUGCUGGUGCUCAUUCGAUAGGUGGCCCACCUUUUAUAAUAUUUCAUAGCAGUGAUCUACGUCAGCCCCCUGCAAUUCAUUGUGCCGUAUUCUUAAAAGAUGUGAUUCAUGCGGUCAGGCUUCCCAUCGGCGUCUCCUUUGGAGGCUGGGCUGGGUGGGCCUUCAGCCUGAUCCAGCAGGCUCUUCUUAUGUUCAUGUGCAGCUAAAGAUGUGAAGACCUGUCUUUAGCCAUUACUGCUAAAUAAUAGUAUUCAGGGCUCAAACUGGAAAAGAUUUUGCCUUGUCCUGAAUUAGACCCUUUUGAGAGAAAUCAUGAUUUAUUUUUUCCCUACAGGCAAUCAAGAAUAAUGCUGGAUUUCGUGUGUGGAUCCUCUUCUUCCUUGUGAUGUGUUCCUUUUCUUUGUUAUUCUUGGACUGGUAUGGUAGCUAACCCUGGCCCAUUCAUUAUUCAUAUAGCCCUGACCAAAAUCUGCUGAAGCCACCUGGGACGGACACUGGCUGAAGAUGUUUUCUUUACAAAGCAACACGUCUUGUAUUUCAUGCAUCAUCAUGGUCGAAAUACCUUGACCAGACAUGUGCAUUUCUACACCUUCUGCUACAGGACGUACUGGUACAACUGGAAGUUAGGUUUAGUGUAAGUUCACACAGGGAACUGUUGUGGUGCAUCAACGAACAUAGCUUUUUAGCUAUUUACCCAAUAUUUUAUUACAAUGGUCUCUUUCUAAAUAUUUUUGCACACAUGGAUUGCUGGUGGGAGUUUUGCAGUGCUGCUCAGUGACCAAGCAACUGAAGUUCACAGCAAGUCCUAGAGUCUCAUCUGUCAACAAAGUUCAUACAUGACAGGUUGAAAAAAAUCAAACUGAUGGCCUAAAUGAACCUUAUUCCAGAAAGGCAAAAUAAAUUCCAGAUUGCAUUGAAAAGGAAAGGUUUGACUGUUUAGCAUGUGAUUCUUCACAGUUGGCAUUUCAAUUUACAACAAAACUGCUUUCCAUUUCUUUCUUUUUUCAUAAAUGUACCACUAUAGAAAACAAAGUAAUCCAAAUUCUUCAAUCGUAGACAUGUAGAAUAAUCAUCAUAGGAAAACUUGAGGUGAAUGUUGCCAUAAGUACAGUGAUUGGAAUCCUUCAUUUCUGAUUGAUUUUAAAUGCAAUAAUACAUAUGUCUAUGUCAACAUACUGAGCUUGAGACUUGGUUAUCCUCCUUUUUCUUUAUUUUACACAGAGUGAAAAUGUCAAAAGUUACAUGUGAAUUUACAUUCAAUAAAGUACCUGACUACUAGGAAAUACAAACAUGGUAUAGUUUAAUAUGUUUAUAUGGGACCGAACUUUUUUUUCAAAAUGCAAAAGAAAGAUUUGGCACAUAAUUUAUUGCUUUUAUGCAUUCCACACAGCAAUGAUGACAUACUAAAAGUUCUUUUACAACAUGAAACUAUGUCCAGUAUGAAAAGUUCUUAAUGAAAAAAACAACUGGCUUUUGCUAAGCGGGCUCGUGAUGCUGAAAUGUAUCGGGAGAAAAUGUAACCAGAAGUGGAACCAACCAUGUUUGUUCUACUACAUAUGUGUUUUUGGAAAGCAUGUGUCUACAAAAAUAAUGAAACUUUUGACAUGUCCACUGGGAAGUAGCACAUUCAGAGCAUGAACAAAAAUAGCAGCUGAGUGCUUUGAUCCAGUGAUGACCAACCCUUCGGUCAACUGUACGCAAGUCAAGGCCCAGGUUUGAGAGAGUAUAAUUCUGGUGCAGUGCUUUUCAACCAGGGGUACUUGUACCAUUGGACAUCCUGUCAAGUGCCACUACUUAUAAAGCAUUGCUCUGGCGCCUCUGCAGUGCAUGCUAGCACAAAAGCACAGCACUGGACACAUGGCAAGAGGCAAAGCCAAUCUCUGAGCCACAGCCUGCCACGCAACAUUUCCGUGGUUUAUUCCAGGCGUGCUACAGGUUGACCACCCAAUGUUUAAGCCGCUUUUUCCAGUGAUAAAGUUAAUGAAAAUAUUUAUGUAAUGUACGUUGAAAGGUUUAUAAAUAAUAAACAUGUAAUAGUUUAGAAACUUGCCAACACAAUAAACGUGCACCUACAAUUCUAGGCUUGUCUACUACUCCCCCCACCCAUCACCCACCCCAUCCAAGUUUAUCUCAAGAAGGCAGCCUGUCUCCUAUUCUCCCUUUCCCCACAUGCCAUUUCAGAAAUGCAAUGGGAAUAGGGCUCUUUUUAUGCAUUUAAUGCAUUUUCUCCCUCACACCCAGUUCUAAAAUGUUUACAUGAAAGUCCCACUGAGUCCAGUGGAACUGUUUUCCGGGUAAAUAUGCUUAGGGUUGCAGCCUUAAUGUCUAAAGAUUAGAAAAUGCCCAAACGGUGCUGCUAACGCAAAGCAUUUUGCAACAUAUAAAAAGGGAAAUCUUUUAAUGUUGUACAAAAAGAGAAAGUUCUAAGAAAACUGCUCCUCCUGUCGUGUUGCACAUAUUACAUUGUGGGCUACCUCUACAGUGGCUUUUUUUGUCUGUUCCGUAGGGCUCCACUACUUAUCAGAAUAUUUUGCCGCCUAACAUUUUUGCACAUUCACUAAACAUCAUGAUCCACCAUUAAAAUGUACAUUUCCAUAGUGUCUGUUUUGUGUCAGUGCAAGUCCAUAUACAAGAUUCUCUAGCCAUAGUGGAAAUGCAGUGAAAUGUUCACAGCUUUAACAAAACAACAAUUAAGCAUGCCUUGUUGCAAAGAACUUAAUUACUUCUAACAUAUCUGUUACAGUGAGAAAAAACAGGCCAACUUUAUUUUUUGGUACUCAUCUUGGAGUCGCAAACCAAUUUUAAAUACAGUUUAUAACUAACCCACAUAAUUUCUAGUUAUGGCUAUGAUAACUCAGAUUGCAAAACUGAUUUUAAAACAAAACAUUAGUACACACAGUAAAAUGCACAAUUCUCCCCUGUGUCCAAACCCCUGGAUGGCUCAAUGGAAUUCUAAACUGCAAGAAGGUACCUAAGUUGGAAUUAUUAACAGAGAAACUGGUGUUAAAGCUCUAAAGCAAUGCUGAUAUGCACUUGGCCAUUAAUGGUCUAAGUUUUUAUUUUCUUAUUUUUCCUUUUUGCAAAGCAGUUAUCGGCAAACCAAAGCAAUUGCACCAUAAAUAUGAGUAACCUCUAAAUUAUCCAUAACAAUGAGACGUUCGAUGAAAGCCCCCUUGAUACCUUCCAAUCAACAAGAUCAAUCACGUUAAGCCGAUUUCUCAGCUGCUUCAGUCUCCUGCUCAGAAAGUUUCUCUUCUGAAAGCACUGUCAUCCACGGAGAUACGGAUCGCGUGAUCGUUUGUUUGGCCAGGUUGUAGUGGUUUAUAACUGUAUAAAAUUUCCCUCUAGCACUAGAGUCUUGUUCAGAGUAGUAGUUCUCUAAUCCAGCCGGAAUGCAUUGAUUGUUCUGAAAGACAGUCAUUUCAAUGUAUUUAAAUUAUUUCUAGGCCAUUUUUCUAUUGUUGUUUGUAAUUUAAUUUAAUCCAUGGUGGGUAACAAGAAUAAAACAAAUAUAACAGAGCAGGACAACAAACGUGCCCACCUUAACUUCUGCACCAUGAAACUAAAAACACAGUCUUCUAGCCUUGCAUAUUGUACUUGCUUACAACACCCAUGUACCCACCCUUUCCCUGGGUUUUCAUCCUGUGCAAGUUGAAGGAAUACUGAAGUUUUCUCCUAAAUUCUCACUCAGUCCACUGUGGGUACACUUUGUCACACAGGAAGACCCUAGAAAGAUACACCAUCCCUCCAAGAUACGCACUAGAAGAGUGAAACAGUUUCCCCUGAUAUGUAAAUCAUAAAAGGACUUCCUGUUUCCUGUAGAUUCUCAGUAGGAGACGGGCACAUAGACCAUGAUCCAGCACAAACCCUACCUCAACAGUCAUUC